Molecule: messenger RNA, 65164 nt
Organism: Podarcis lilfordi (Lilford's wall lizard)
Lineage: Eukaryota; Metazoa; Chordata; Lepidosauria; Squamata; Lacertidae
Source: the annotation of a GenBank genome assembly
AUGGCACCUCCCCUAAAAGCCCUGGCCAGUUUUAAGGUACGCUUCCAUAUCUAAAGAGAUGGCAGGUGGCUUCCUCUCCUGCUGUAAAAGGCUCCAUUAAGACUUGCCCAAUAUAAGUUGGGUGUCUUGUUUGUUUGUGGGACAAGGAGCAGAAUACUUGCAGCAGGUUUGCUGAACUCGAUUACAUAAUUUUGUUGCGCAUCUUACACAGUUUAAUUCUUGUCAGAAGCUUAAAUUAUUUUUUCCUCUCACUGCUAUAGUGUUUUGAAACCAAAGAGACAGGAAGUUGUGGAAACCCUAUGUUAGCAACCAUUGUUUUGAAGUGAAAAGGGGCUGAAUCAUCUCAAGUAGCUGCUUGUUUUGUCAGCAACCACUGUCUUGAACUCCCUCCCCACCCCCAGGUGAUCUCAGUCUUGAACAUCCAUAAUUCCAUUGACUUUCUAAAUAAACUCUACACACAUUUUCUACCUACAAAUUUAAUUGAGGGGGUGGGUGGGGAGGAAGGAAGUUGUUUCAGGCAUAUUCAAUGAGAAACAGGGCCAACCAUCUGCACCUCCAACAGUCGGUCAUUCUCUCUUUCCGUUCUGACUAAAAUCUUCAGGUGCAUCUUCACCUGCACGGAAGACAGAUGUAUUUUAGGUAAUUAAAUAGUGAAAACAGCUGCAGUAAUAAACGGACCCUUUUAUGCCCUCCCUUCUACUUCUCUCAAGUCCCUGUCUAAGCCCCGUAAAUAUUGACCUGUCUUUAGUGUGCUCUCCCAACUUGAAUCUCUGCGGUAUUUAAAAUUUUGAAAUAGCUUUCUCCCCAACCCUACAUCUUCUUGGCUUUUUCGAAAUUAUUCGUUGCUGCAGUGUUGUUUGUCUGUUUGUAAGCUUCGCUCUCACCCAGCCCCAGUCAAGUCAGAAGGAUGUGACUGAAGUCUCAUUACGCAUCUUCUCUGCAUUUCCAUUUUUAAAAAAACAAAACAACAAGCAGCCUGCUGGAUUUGAGCUUUUAAAAGGCCCUCCCUCUCCAGGCUGCUGUUUCAACAGCUCCAGCCCCUUAAAAUCCAUCUCAUCUUAAAGGUUCAGAAACUACAUCCUUCCAAGUCUCCCUGACAAGUUUAAACCAGCAGCCACCUCUUAACUGUAAUAAACUACAGGCCAAACUUUUUCAUCCUAGCUAUCCAUGCUUUUCAGUGUAUUGACGGAUUCUGAUUUCAACUGGAAAUUCUGGUAAGAGGAAGCUUGCUUCUAUUCACAGUUGCGAUAUUAAUUCCAAAUAAAUGUGCCUUUGAGCCCAAUACACUGCUGGGGAGGAGGAGGGUGGAGCUGAAACCACUUAAUGUCUCUGAAUUAUGUUUGGUGGCAGGUUUUUGGAAAAGCCGACUGUAUUUCAGCAGGUUGGCAUGACAAAUCAAGCUUCUGUUUUUACUGGGUGUAAAUCUUUUUUGCUGAACUCAAGUCACAAAUGCUGUGUUUAGAGGCGCUGCAUCAUCUCAGUCCCCAAAUAUUUCAGAGGGAGGUUUUGGCUGGUUUGGGGAGUGUGACUCUCCUUGUUUUGGAUUUUCCGGCAUGAAUCACUUUACCACUGAGAUACACAAGCAGAGGAUUAGAGCUUUCAUUUGGCUCCAGUGGAAGGGAGAAUACCCGGGAUGAGGGUUUGGUGGGCUUCCCACCAGCAUUUCACCUCCUUUAGCAAAGUUCCAUUUAUUAGAUUUUGCCAUAUAUUUUAUGCAGGAACGGUUUCUGGUCUUACGAAACCCCUGCUAUUUAUUUGCAUACACCAGUGUGCCUUUUCCAAGCUGCGGAUAGAAAUCCAUUAUUUGCUCAUUGCCUGUAGUUGCUUCCUCCAGCUCGUUUUGUGGGUUGACAAAUUAACCAUCAAACCCUUUAGUUUUGGCAUGAGUUCUCCUCUCCCCAGGUCUUAAAUAUGCUUUUUAAAAAAUUAUUUGCGGGGGUGGGUGGGAAUUUUUGCUUCCUUCUUCAUCUUGAAAUCCAGAAGUGUUGGUUGUUCCUCAGUGGUUCCCCCCUCCCCCUGCCCCCCAAAAAAGGCUAUAAAGAAGGGGAAACCUAAAUUUUCUGCGCGAUGAUCUCUGGAACUUUUAUCCUGUUUCUAACUUCGUUUAUGUUACUCGUCAGACAGAACAGAUAAGAUUCUUUUUUUAUAUAAAAAAAUAAUAAUAAUUCCCCCCAACCAAACCUGUGCAAAUUGUUCCAGAUGCUUUAAUGAAUACCACAAGGUUCUUUCAUCUUUCAGAGCUGACUCUUAAUUUUCCAGCUUCUUCGAGCUGAAUGGUUCUGGAACUAUGUAGCCACCCACCCAUCCGCCUCUUUCUCUUAUGUGCAUUCCCCCCCCUGCUGUGUACAUAUAUGUAAUAUAUAUAUAUAUAAUAGAUAUCCAAAAAGAUAUAUAUCUUUACCAGGGAGGGUUAAGCUUUUUUUAACCUUCUCUAGCAGCAGUGGCAGCUUGCUGGGAGUUUUGUGUGUAAUCAAAGAGGGUGGGCAUGUGCACAGAUGGAUUGAUGGAUGGGUCUCAUUCAUUCAUUCUCUCUUUCUUUUUCUCUCUCUCCCUCUCCCUCUCCCUUCCCUGGCUGCCCAGUGGAUGGGUCUCUUUAAACGUACAUCCCCACUCCUCUGUCUGUCUAUAUAAAUAUUAUAUAUAUAGAUAUAUAUAUAUAUAAAUAUAUUUUCAUUUGAUCUUAUCGGCUUCCUACUUGUAAAUAUGUUAAUAAUUUGUGGAUUCAUUACUUGGUGCCAGAUAGCACAUUUUUAUAAAAGUCAUUAAACUUUUAUUGUACAAAAACAAAACAAAACCUCGGAGCACGGUUCUUGUUGUCAUUUCUAGGCUCGGGGCUGAGCGCGCACCACACCAGAACAAGCCUGAGUUUUUAUGUCGUGCAAACCUUGCCUGCCUGCCCUUAAGUCACGCAUGCGAGGUUAGUGUAGCUGUCAGUGCAGCCCCUGCCAACCAAGAUGCGCUGUCUGGGACGAACAGAAGUUGUCAUCCAAAACGCUUGGAGGGCGCCAGGUUGGCAAGACUUGGGCUAAAGUGCUGGGCUGUGGGCAAGGAAGGAGGUUGGGGUUCAGGUUCCCACGCAGCCAUGAAACAUUUCCUUAGGCUAAUUUCAACACAGACUUGCCAGCCCACCUGAUAGGAGGAAGGUGACUACAUAUGCCUUUCUGAGGUCCUCGGAGAAAGACUGAGAUAGGAAUGUCAUAAGAUCAUUCAGGGCUUUUCAAAUUGAAAAUGGUUUUUUUUUGGGGGGGGAGGGUGGCAAACUCGCACACCAGGUUUGUAAACAGUUAUAUUUCUGCUUGCAUCAAAUCCAAAUUGCCUUCAUGCAGUUCAGCUAGGAAGCGUUACAGGGGUUGGUUGCCUACUACUUCUUUGCCACCACCAGUUUGUGCACACCCAGGACCUAGUGAAAAUAUUGUGAAUACUAACUCGUGCUUCAUUAUUUGUAAGUCUGCACUGCUCUCAUCCAUCAGAGGCCGUGGGUCUGCAUCCAGAGUUCAUUUCCCAAAUAAAUAUCAAUUCCACUUGAACACCAGUUAACCUGUUCCUUCGCAAUUAAGACCACUGACAUUUGAAAAACUAAAAUUUGUUUGUAUGCAGUUCAGGCAAGUUAUCCAUCCAUAACCAAUUACCUUGCAAAUUUCAUGAAUCAAAGUGUUUGAUAUGCACAUAUUUGCUUAACAGCACAAUUCUAAUUUCGAGGAAUUGGAUCGUUUUGGCCAAAAAGAAGAGGAUCAUCAGAAAUGAGUGUAAAAGUAAAGGUGGUAGCCAAGCAAGUUCUCAGAACAGACACAAUGAAAUUUAUAGAACUAAGGAUAUACUUCCAUUUCAAUGCGUAACCUGAGAGUAUGACUAAAGAAGAUUUCCAGCCCUAAGGACGUUUCAGGCAGUUUCGAUAACAGCCAUUUCAAAUGACUACAUUGGUGCCAACAAUGGCACUUUUAUCUGACCCUUCAACACACAUGGGUUUUCCUCAACAACCAAACUUGGGGUGGUGAACACUGGUGGACUUUUCAUUUUACAUGAGAGUGCUGUGUUGUGAUGUUAAUUGGAAGCCAGGAAGGCACGUAGAUUUAAGCUGUGAGUUCCUGUGGCUGACCAGCAUCUACUUCAUUGGGAGCCAGGGAUUUGGCAACCAUCAAGGCAACCUUCGACCACUCUCCAUCCUGCCUCCCCCUUUCUGCCCCUGACUCAUUGUGCUUUAAGUAUAUUGAUAUACAGUGGUACCUCGGGUUACAUAGGCUUCAGGUUACAUACGCUUCAGGUUACAGACUCUGCUAACCUAGAAAUAUUACCUUGGUUUAAGAACUUUGCUUCAGGAUGAGAACAGAAAUCGUGCUCCGGCGGUGUGGCAGCAGCAGGAGGCCCCAUUAGCUAAAGUGGUGCUUCAGGUUAAAAACAGUUUCAGGUUAAGAACAGACCUCUGGAACGAAUUAAGUACUUAACCCGAGGUACCACUGUAUUUACAGUAUUUAUAUACCGCUUUCCAGCCGGACCUCACAAAGCGGUUUACAUAUUACAAUAAGCACAUUUUUUAAAGGGGCGGGGAGUGGGUUACAAUAAAAUGGAAAGGUUAACUUAGGCAAAGACGUUACUGCCGCUUCUCUGUUCCCCUCAGGGCAAAAUGGUCCGUCAGACACUCCUGUGGCGGCAGUUGGUGGAAUGAACAGCUACUCUGGGAGCAGGAAGGUGGCAAUUCCCCAAGUUUCUUCUCCACUCCCAUAAAUUUUGCCCAACUGCCCAGAGACUGUUGGUGUCAUGCGGCAGCUAAGAGACUGAGCCUCCCCCGUACCAAACUUGCUGUGUCAUGAAUUUGGUAGGUGGCCUUGGGCAAGGCACGUUCUCUCCCAUCCCAUCGACGAAAUGGGGAUAUUUAAUGAUACCGGAUGGGGACACAGGCAUCUAUUGCACCAAAAAAAUGGCCCCACUUCAAAGCACAGUUAGUGGCGUUCCUUUGCUUCCUUGCCAGAUUUCCCUUGGCAGAAACUCCCAUGACUUUGGAAAGCAGAACUAGUUUUCCUCAGUGUUGGCAAUUGCACCUUCUCACUGCAGUAUCACCUCGCAUCUCAAAGCCUUUCCCUUCAUAUGAACUGGGUGAGGGCAAAGUGUAAUUAAAGAUCUGGGUUUAGAUGGAGAGAUGACAAUCCAAACUCCAUCCUAGAUGCUGAGGCUUCUAAGGAAGCAAUGCUGGAUUUGCAUGACUGGUGUGAAGAGGUAUUCAGUUUCGUCAGUGCAAUGACCUGCUUUUGGGUCAGAGCUCCUUCAAAUGUAUUCCACCCCCUGUGCUUAAAAAUGUAAAGGGACCCCCAACCAUUAGGUCCAGUCAUGGCCGACUCUGGGGUUGCGGCGCUCAUCUUGCUUUACUGACCGAGGGAGCCGGCGUACAGCUUCUGGGUCAUGUGGCCAGCAGGACUAAGCCGACCAAGCAACGUGAGCUCACCCUGUUCGAACCGAUGACCUUCCGAUCAGCAAGUCCUAGGCUCUGUGGUUUAACCCACAGCACCACCCGCAUCCCUGCUGUUGGGUCAGAGCUCCUUCAAAUGUAUUCUACCCCCUGUGGUUAAACAAGGUGAUUUCUGACACCUGCCAUUUCUUGUAGCAGUGUGGCCCCGUAUUAUCUUUUCAUUUAGAGUUUAUGAAUGAGUUAGAAUAUGUUAAUAAUGUCAGCGCACACCCUAGUACUUUAUCUCUAAUUCUCUCUUAUCUUGCAAUGAGAGAAAGCUUUGCUUGAGCCUGGUUUGGAGCGGCAUUCUUGAGCAAAUACACACACCGUUCAGGCAUGUUGAAGAACAGCACUUGGUUUCUCUCUAAGCAAACGAUCACCAUCACCUUCCUCUCUAGGGGAUGUGUUUAAAGUAGGGCUGCCAUACGUCCGGGAUUCAACAACUUUUGGGUCCAGAUUUUCACUUUUUAAAACUAUGGCAGCAAGUGGAUGACAGGUGUGUGUGUAACAGGUAUGUGUGUAUUUUGCUUGUUUAUGAAGCCAGACAAAUUUAGUCCAGUGGACUUUCCAUCCUGACCUAGUGGUAUGUAGGCUGGUUUAUUUAUUUACAUCACCUUUAAAAUUACAGUGGUACCUCAGGUUACAUACGCUUCAGGUUACAUAUGUUUCAGGUUACAGACUCCGCUAACCCAGAAAUAGUGCUUCAGGUUAAGAACUUUGCUUCAGGAUGAGAACAGAAAUCGUGCUCCGGCAGCACGGCAGCAGCAGGAGGCCCCAUUAGCUAAAGUGGUGCUUCAGGUUAAAAACAGUUUCAGGUUAAGAACAGACCUCUGGAAUGAAUUAAGUACUUAACCCGAGGUACCACUGUAGUGUUAAAUGGCUGCCAUUCUUUUAUCCCCAACUUAAUUCCCCAGUCACUGCCUUUUCCUUUUAACAUCAUCCUUUCAGUUUCGAAUCCUCAGUAAAAGUAUCUGGGUUCAGGCCCAGCUUUGGGACAGAAGUUGGCCCUUGAGGGAGGGCCCUGGGGCCUGCAACUUUGCUUCUUCGUUUGAGCUCUUAGUAGCUUUCAGUACCGUUGGCCGUGGAAUCCUCCCUGGACCAUCUCUGUGAGUUUGGGAGUUGAUGGCACUGUGCUCGCAGCACUCCUCCCCACAAGGCCAGGUUCAGCAAAUAGGCUUGGGGAGGAACAAUACCCCAGCUCUUUUCAUAACAUCUGAAUCAGGAGAGACUGUGACUGUUUUAAACCACUGCUCGGAUGCAGCGGCAGGCUGAAUGAAGGCCUGCAAACCGAGACUGAAUCCUGAUAAGACAGAGACUAUUGGCAAUGCCUACUAUUACACCAACAGCACCUUUCCAGGACAGGGGUAGCUCAGCCAUUGUGACCCAUGUGUGGAGAACCUCAUAGCUGGACUACUGUAACGCGCUUUAUGUGGGACUUCCCUUGGAAACUGCAUCUGAUACAGAAUGCUGUGGCCAGGUUGUUGAGUGGAACAUCUGGACAUUCAGCCUGUUACUCCUGAGCUGAGAGAACUGAACUCGCUGCCAGUCAUCUUCCAGGCCACGUUUAAGGACAUCAUGUUAACAUAUACAGUGGUACCUUGGUUUUCAGACGCCUUAGUACUCAAACACCUUGGUUCUCAAACACCGAAAACCCAGAAGUAAGUGUUCCGGUUUUCGAAGGUUUUUUGGAAGCUGAAUGUCCAAUGCCGCUGUUGACUAUUGUUUCCGGGGCACCUGCACCAAUCAGAAGCUGUGCCUUGGUUUUCGAACAUUUCGGAAGUCAAACGGACUUCCGGAACAGAUUAAGUUUGGCGCUUUUGUUUUUGCUAUUUAUUUUGCAAUUUUGUUUUUGAGGCUUUUUCGGUUAAUUUGUUUUUGUGACUGUGUGGAACCCAGUUCAGCUACUGAUUGAUUGAUUGAUUGAUUGAUUGUGUGACUGCAGAAAUGGAUAAAAGCCCCCCAUCCAAACAAUGACUGUCAUCAGUUCAGGUAAGAAUUUAUUUAUUUAUUUAUUUUUAUCAUCUACAAUAUUGUCUUAUUUAUUUUAUAGUAUAGUACAUUACUGAUUUCAUUUUAUGGAUCAAUGGUCUUGUUAGAUAAUAAAAUUCAUGUCAAAUUGCUGUUUUAAGGGUUGUUUUUAAAAGUCUGGAACGGAUUAAUCCAUUUUGCAUUACUUUCUAUGGGAAAGCGCAUCUUGGUUUUGGAACUCUUUGGUUUUGGAAUGGACUUCCGUAACAGAUUAAGUCUAAGAACCAAGGUACCACUGUAAUCCCUAAACAAUCAGCUUAUUUGAAAGGCUGCCUUCUCCUGUGUAGACCUGUAAGAUUAUAGACCAUCUGGGCGGAUUCUAUUUGUAGCAGAUUCUAUAUGGAAUGCCUUAGGGCCUUUUCUGCUGCUGCUCCUGUUCCAUGAAUUGCCCGUCCUUCUGUCAUAUGCAGGAGCAGCAACCAUCACUUACACCAGACAUCUUGCAAAGACUUUAUUUUAUUUUUUUUGCCCAGGCUUUCCAUGACCCCUAAUACUGGAUGCCGUUUUACAUGUUUGCUUUUGAUCAAAUGUUUUUAUGUGGGUAUGUCUUGCUGUUUUAUUGGCUAUAGGUUGUGGUUUUGUUCUUUGUUUUAAUGACUUCAGUUGGUACUGUGUCGGUUGCUGUUUUUGUUUUUUACUCUACACAGCUGACAUAUUUUAAAAAAUAUUCUGUGGUUUGUAAAUGCUUUUUAAUAAACAGAAAUGGGAUUCCUGAAACAGAGCUCUCCAUCUACAACGCAAACUGAUAUUCAAAGAAGCAGGAAAUCCUUGAAGGAAGAAUCGGAGAAGACAGAGAAGAGAGAAAGAGAAGGAAACAGAAAUGCCUUUUGAGCCACAUACUGUAAAUCCUUUGUACAGUACUGCAAAUAUCAGUGCUGGUCAUUGACUGUAGCAGUAAAGUUACAGUUUACUUCCUUGGCAACCUGGAUAUGUCAGUAGGUUUUAUCUUCCCAUUCACCUUUCACCUGCCUCCUUUAGAAACCACCACUGCUCUGCUCAGGCAUUCUUAAUGCUCCAAAUACCAGGAAAUUAUCAUAAUUAUCAAAACUUUGAAAGAAAAGGCCAUUUCGGCACAUAUUCCUAGAACUAGAUUAAUACAUUUCCCCACCUACCACCCCCAUCGUUCUGCCCGGACACUGAAGUUGCAGGGAACCAGGCAGAGGGCCUUCUCGGUAGUGGCGCCCACUCUGUGGAACGCCUUCCCACCAGAUGUCAAAGAAAUAAACAACUGUCUGACUUUUAGAAGACAUCUGAAGGGAGUUUAGGGAAGCUUUUAAUAUUUGAUGAAUUAUUGUAUUUUAAUAUUUUGCUGGAAGCCACCCAGAGUGGCUGGGGAAACCCAGCCAGAUGGGCGGGGUAUAAAUAAUAAUAAUAAAAUUAUUGUUACUAUUACUAUUAUUAUUAUUAUUAUUACCACCCUUCCCAUGAUAAAACUGGACUAUCUUGUCUCCAACAUGCAUCAGUAGAAUCCUGAUGUGGAAUAUGUUUGGUUAGACCCUAAUGCCUUUUAUGAAUAACUUCCUGCUGCAUCUGAAAGCUUAGGCCCAGCUGUGAAGUGUACCGUAUCACAAUUGUUUCUGAGAGUCUCAUUUCACUUCCCAUCACAUAACAGAAAUUUGUUCCGCUCUUGCCUGUAAACGGACUGGUUUUGAAAGAAUACCAAGCCCUGUUGGCCCAAAGAGGAAGUGGGAUGGAGGCGCAUUUGCGCCAGAAAUGGCAAGCCCUCUUCGAAAGCACCUUCAGCUCUCUGGGAAAUCCAGCUGAAGGGGUGCUCUAACCACUGUGUGUGGCCAGGAUGACCUUUGGUCUCGCCCUUGGAGUUACCAUCUUGCCCUUAAUCUGAUCACUGGGUCAGCUGCAGUCAAAGCAGUGAUGAUCAGACAGGGUGAGAAAAGGAACUGGCGAACCAGUUAUGACACCCAGAGAAGGUGUUUGCAUGAAAUCUUAUCUGUAGCUAUCCUUGAGCUUCAAAAAAAAUAUCCUGGGUAAGAUUAUGGGAGUUAUAGGGAGAAAAUGGAUUUCACUUUCAGCUGCACAAGCUGCAUCAGAGGCAAGAAGUGGCUUCUUUUUGUGGGUGACUCAUAAGAAUGAGGAAGGCCAAGGCCAGCUGAGUCUUAUGUAACAGAACGUUUAGCAAACAAGCCUAUAGCACUCAGGUAAAAGAGGUAUUUCUCAAAGCCCGAGAACUGGGUUGCUGUUGAUUCGCAAGUUAAUCAUCUCAAAGUCGUGUGGGUGGGCAGGGCUAUGGACAAAGUCAAUCUAUGGAAAUUCAGUGUGCCCUUCAUAAGGCUGUCUGAUUCGUGUGGCUGGAGCCUCGCUUCGAAUUCAAGCCCAGUUUGACACGGUGCCUGAACAGCCAAGGUAGGAGGAAGAUCCAUAGUGUUAACGGAGGAAUCUGAGGGCUCCCUUGCACAAAAAGACAAAGAUGCCAACCAGGACAAUUUGGAGCAAAACAACAGCCUGUAGGCUUGGCUUUUAUUGAAAACUGUCAUGACAGGACUCCCACCCACAACAAGAUGAAGCAAGAUGGAAGUCCCGAACAAAAGAAGACCCCAACUUUUAUUAGCUACUAAUCCCCCAAGCUACACCCCUAGAACUACAUCACAACUACAUCAUGACUACAUCAUUGACACAUCACAAAAAGGAGGGGUUGAGGGAGGGGUUGUGGAAGUAACCUGAGUAUCUUGUCACCUGGCUGGUUCCUCCUUUUCCCCUCCCCAUGAGUCAUUUCCAGAGGACAAAGGGGAGUUGGCAGUUUCCUCCCCCCAGAGGGAAGAUCUGUUCAUUGUCCUUUGUUCCAGUCCGUGUUGAAUCCACUCCCAUAUGCAUGUCCGUUGUGUCCUUGAUGGUCUUCUGUCUGGGACCAUCAAGGUUGUCAUGCCAAGUGGGCAGGGCUCCUGAGUACGUGUUGGUACGAUUAAGGGAUUAUGGCCGUCCUGUAUCAAACCAUCCCCCUUUGAUAGUCCUUCCUUCAUGGAGCAAAAUAAAAGUGGCCUGGUGUAAAUCCGAUGUACAGUUGAUUUACUAUGAAUUUAUAGCAGAAACUUCGCAUAUGUUGCGUGUGAGUGUGUGUCGUGUUUGUACAAACUGAAUGAUUGGGGGGGGGGGUUCCUGCAACAGUGGUAAGGUUCGAAGUCACGCUCUGAGAAACACUGAAGGAAGAUUGAAUGGUAGAAGAGCAAAAUAUGCUGAGACUAUUGGUUGCGCUGCCGUACCUACAAUGCUGUCAUGAACGCAGGUCAAAUCAUUGUAUGGCACCAUUCGCAGGUUCAGUCUGUGACUUCUUCCUGGUUUUGUUUGUGGGUUUGUUCAGAGCAGAAGUUUUCAACCUUUUGGAGUCCACAGCUCCCUUGACCCAUUGCAUUCUUUCUGCGGCACCCCUGUGAGGCUCAGGAGCCCAGUUGUGUCACCCCUUGCCCGCAGAGUGGGCAGCCUCACACCCUUUUUCGAACACCCUCCCUUGUGGAGUGUUCCCUUAGCCUCCUCUCCCCUCUCCCCUUUCCCCUCUCUUUGGGAGUCCUCUGGGCAGCCGCCGCCACUGCAGAUGGUCUCUGAGCUGCCCCCCACUUGCCCCAAAGAGAGGUAUUGGAGCACUUUAAUCCAGUUUAAUUAUGCAAAUCCUAAAUUUCUGGUGUGAGCUGGAAUGCCUCCUCCAAGAUACAGACAGUCUGGGGGCAUCCCAAUUCCACAGGCCUAUUUAAUUAAAGCAUUAAAGCAUUAAUGAUUCACUUCAACCAGGCAGUGGCCUGGAAUCUAGGUAUUCCUGAGGGAUUAUUAGAUACUGAAUUCUGUCUGUCUGUUUGUCUGUCUGUCUCUCUCGCUCACACACACACACACAGACACACCCCUCCUGAAAUUAUAUCUCUAUUCAGUUUACAUCCCCGGUGUUUCAGGGACAAGUUCUUACUAGCUAUGCUCCAAAGCUUUGGCAGGAAUCUCUUCCAUCCGAAGCACAGGACAUGCAGAAAUAUGGAAUUCUGUUUUCUGGUUUGAGGAGUGGAAUUCAAUUUCCACAGAGUUUAGUUAGAACAUUAUAAGUGUAGUAACGCAGACUGUGUAGGUAACUCUGGAAGAUGGUAGAGGCAAACUUGGUUCUGAGCAGACAGUGGAAUUCAGAGUGAUUUGGGGGAUGAUGGAAGGAGGCGAAGGCUGGGACUCUGUGAAAUUAGAUAUCUGGAGCAAGGUGCAAGAUUCCCAGGUUCCAAUUGUAUAUUAUUGCUGUAUAUUAAGUCUAAUUUAGCACAUAGAAGGGAGGGGGAAAUGGUUUAAGUAUGAAGGCUUUGGGGAAGUAAUGAUGUUCGCUGGCCACUAGGAUGUGCACUGCAUUAACUUUAAUUUCAGCAGGAUCAAAAGAGGUGCGGCAAUGAUUCUUCCUUUUUCUGACUAUUUGGGCAGGAAAAGUGGGGAGCACAAAUUAUUUGAGGAGAAGCUAAAUUUGCACUAGCUACAAUCCGGGACCAAUCGCUUAAGGUCUCGUUCCAUAUCAGGGAUGGCAGGAUGCAAAUAGCAGCCAGUCAAUGCAAGUAGCCUUUGCAGCAGGACUGGACAACUAUGUCCUUAUGAAAUACUGCAUUUUUAUGCAUUUGUUCCCCCCAAAACCAGCUUUGAUCUGAAUUGAGGAAAACAGUGUUGCGUUAUCAGCUUGCAAUGUAUCCAGAGCCUUAGAGAACUGUGUCUUGCCCAAGUCCAGCUGGCCAGUUUGUGGGUGACGUGAGGUCUAACCUCUUAGCUGCUGUUGUCACAUUUUCUGUCUAGGGGAAAUAAGCAGCCCCACCUCCUGCUGGGAAUUGGGAAGUGGGGUCUGUGUCGUGGAAUCUGACCCUACCAGAGAGAGACAGAUUGUGGCCAAGUUGUCAUGCAAUGUUGCCUGAGUGUGCUCGCCUGUAUUCCUAGAAAGAGAAGAGAAAGUGUCUCUGAGCACAUCCUCCAGUGUUGCUAGGAUAAAGAGAGAAAGGAGACGGCUGCUGUGUUUUGCACUUUGCACCUUUGCUCUUGCAUGUCUCUCUGUGUGUACACUCAGCAAAGUGCCUCUUUAUUUUUAUUUCAAUCUUGCUCUUGGCUUAGGAUAGCCAACCCUUUUGUUGGCUCCUGCACCUUUAAGAACACCUUGGAUGAUGUGGAAGUAGAAGCAGACCUGCUGUAGACUUUCCAAUUUUCCCAGGAGGGCAGGGGAAACUCUGAGGCAAACCUAGGGGGGAAGGGGGGGUGAGCCAGUGCUUGUGGUGAUAUUUCAGAGGUUUCCUGAUUUGAAAUCUGCUUUUAGGGUGGUCACUUUAAGACCUGCAAAUGAACAUGCAUGCCUGGAUAGCUCAGUCGGUUAGUUGCUGAUAAUGCCAGGGUUGCAGGUUCAAUCCCUGUAUGGGACAGCUGCAUAUUCCUGCAUUGCAGGGGGUUGGAUUUAGAUGAUCCUCAGAGUCACCAGUGACUCUAUGAUUCUGUGUACAGGAUACAGUCUUCCUGGACAGUCUCUGCACCAGAGAAUGAACGGACACAAAUGUGGCAUUUAGAAAAAGAGAAAAUCCUGCAGGGUAGAUUUUAAUCUUCCUCGCCAUUCAGUUGCAGGGAGUUUGUUUCUCUUUCAUUCAGAACAGUGGCUUAGUAAUAUGAAACUAUAUUAUGUCACCAUGGGUUGCCUUUAUUUGGUAAUGUCAUGGUUGUCAUCUCGGAGCCGGUGCCUAGGAAUGCAGGAAACUGCUUUAUACUGAGUCAGAGCAUUGGUCUGUCCAGCUCUGUGCAGACUCUGGGCUGACUUGCUGUCUCUCUCUGGGGUUUUGGACAGGGGUCUUUCCCACUUGGCCUUCUCUGGAGAUGCUUGGCGUUGAACCAGGAAGCACCUGGAACUGAACCAGCAGGAAGCGCCUAGAAGUAGCAAAGUUGACGGAUUUGAUAAGACAAAAACCAAAAAAUAUAAUCCAGAAACAAUGGAAAUGCUUAAAUGAGUAUUUAUGUAGACAAGGAUUAAAUGUAAGGUAUUGGUUGUGUUUAGAAUAGAUUUAUGAGAGAUUUAGAAAACUUAUUGAUUAGAAUAUUGUGUGAGAUUGUGUGGGGAAAAUACAGAAUAACAGAUACAGUCUUGCUUAAAAUGUAUAUAGGAAGUGCAGUGUAAGUGAUGGAAGUCAAUCAAUGAAAUGUUAUUAUUAUUUUCAUAUUGAGAUAUUUGUAGAAUAAACUUGGGAGAAAUUCUUCCAACUUUUCUUCUUCUUUUUUCUCUUUAUUUUUUCUUUUUUUCUUUUCUCUCUCUUUUGUUCCUUUUUUCAUGUAUAUGUGCUUAUUUGAAACAUAUAUGUAUGUAUGUAUGUAUGUAUGUAUGUAUUUGCAAUAUUUUGCUUAUAUUUUGUAACAAUUAUGUUAAAUAAACAAUAAAAUUAUUUUAAGAAGAAGAAGAAGAAGGAAGCACCUGCAUGCAAAGUGAUGCUCCGCCACUGAGCCUAGGCCCUUCCCCAGAAUGAGGGCUGGGAAAGCAGUAUGAACAGGGCUCCAACUCCCGUCACCCCCAACCAUUUGCUGUGCCAUCCAGGACUGAAGGGAUUUGUAACCUUGCAGCAACUGGAGGGACCACAGAUUCCCUAUCCCUUUAAUAAAGCCUCGUGGUUAAUUUCAGCUCUGUUGCCUCCAUGCUCUUAUGAAGCUAACUACAGGGUUAACGGAGUGCUCGCUUGGCUGCCUGAGAUCCUGGGCAGAAGGUCAAAUUUCUCCUGCAAGCACCUACACUCUGUUUGCACCAAGGAAUUGGCUGACUGGGUCAGCAAGCUCUUUCUGCUGCGUUCCGUCUAGCCACGUGAAGCCUUCAUUGAAGCUGCUCUUUCUCUUUGGCAAUCACUCGUAGCCAAGUAAGAUUGUUUCCAUGAACACAGUCUUAACAGUGAGUCCGUAAGUGAGUGUGGAGGCCAAUUCUGGAUCCACACAGUGGGGACAUAGGUUUCUGGAUGGGAGUUGAUCAUGGUGAGGGUUUGCCAAGCGUGCCUUCCUCUUAGCACGUUUCUCCCUUUCGUCCUGAGUUCGAGCAUCUUCAGAGCCCACGACACCUUUGGUCAAGGCUGUGCUCCAGCUGGAGUGUUCACAUGCCAGUGUUUCCCAGUUGUCAGUGUUUAUACUACAUUGUUUUUAGAUUUGCCUUGAGAGUAUUUGAACCUCUUUUGUUGACUACCAGCAUUACGCUUUCCAUUUUUAAGUUCGGAAUAGAGUACAGUGGUACCUCGGGUUACAUACGCUUCAGGUUACAGAUUCUGCUAACCCAGAAAUAGUACCUCGGGUUAAGAACUUUGCUUCAGGAUGAGAACAGAAAUUGUGCUCCGGUGGCGCGGCGGAAGCAGGAGGCCCCAUUAGCUAACGUGGUGCUUCAGGUUAAGAACAGUUUCAGGUUGAGAACGGACCUCCGGAACAAAUUAAGUUCUUAACCAGGGGGACCACUGUACUUCCUUUGGAAGAUGAUAAUCAGGCAUCCGUACAACCUAACCAGUCCAACAAAGUUGAUGUUGAAGAGUCAUUGCUUCAACACUGGUGAUCUUUGCUUCUUCCAGUACACUGAUAUUAGUUCGCCUGUCUUCCCAAGUGAUGUCAAGGAUGGACCAGCCUUCGAACCUGUUUUGAAUGCAUAAAAGCGGCUUUGCUACCAGUGACUGCACCUCUGAGUUCUUUGCCGCCAAGUCAGUGCAGGCUUCCAUCAGGCUCCCACCUUGGUUGCCCUGGCUGAUGACAUUUGUCAAGAGAGAGAAGCGAGGGGUGUGUGACUGUGCGCCUUCUCAGCGACUUCCUGUACGUUUGGCCACAGUUAUCCUCCUGGAGAGGCCCUGGGAGGUGGGGGUUAGGGGCCACCGUACUUCAGUGGUUCUGCUCCUACCUCCAGGUCCCGUUCAUCACCAUGGGAGCUUCCUUGUGGUGUUCCACAGGGGUCCAUCAUAUCCCUCAUGAUGCUUAACCUCUCUCUGAAGCCUUUGGGAACUGUCGUUGGGAGAUUUGGAGCAAAGGGUCACUGACACCCAGCUCUAUCUCUCUCUGUUCCAUAUGAAUUGGGAGAGGCUUCCACAGCGGCAAGAGUCUUGUUAGCACAAGGAUGGAAGAAUGAGGAAACCCCAAUGAAAGAACAGUGGCAAGAAAAACUGACGAGCUACGCGGAACUGGCUAAAUGGACAUAUAAGCUGCGUGACAAGGACAACCGUCACUUCAAGGAAGAAUGGGAACUUUUUACCAAUUACCUAAAAAGACAACAAAAUGAUCGGGACUCCUUGGUAGGUUUUGAAUAAACAUCUGCAAAUUUAUUAGUUGAACACAUGAUAGAUAAGGCAAGGAUAUGUACAAUUUUAUAACAUGCAGAGAACAAUAUGCACAAAGAAAUCCGAGAGGGGAGCUGAGGGAAGUCCUUGGUGGUGGGGAGUGGGAGGGAUGGGGGGAAGGGGGAAAACAAUGUAAUUGAUUAUUUGGAUUGAUAAUUUGUUAUGUUGAAAUUGUUCAAUAAAAAUAUUUUUUAAAUAUUUAAUAUUUUAUUGUUGUUAGCCGCUCUGAGCCUGGCUUCGGCUGGGGAGGGUGGGAUAUAAAUAAAAUUUUAUUUUUAUUAUUAUUAUUUUAAAAAAUGAAUUGGGAGAGGCAGUUGACUUGCUAGUUAUAGAGUCCGGGAGAUGGGAAGAUGGCCUUUGUGGGAAGACCUUCUGCUGCCCUGGAGGGAGCAAGCCUGCAGCUUGGGUACAUUAACUCUGACUGGCAGCCUUGGUGGUGAGGACUGUCUAUUUCCAGCUACAUCUGGUUUGCCAGCUUACAGCCCCAUUUGAACACACAUGGUUUGGCCACAGUAUCCCACGCACCGGCUGGAUUACCGCAAUGUCUUCUGCGUGGGUCUGCCCCUGAAGACAGUUCAGAAGCUUCAGCUGGUCUAAAUGCACUGGCCAGAUCACCGGCUGGGGUUUUGGAUGCAUUAAAACAACUGUGCUGGCUGCCAGUUCAUCUCUGGGCCCAGUUCAAGGCGCUCACAUUAUUUGUAUUUGUUUAAAAAACAAUUUUUAAAAUUGGUCGUUGUUUUUUUAAAUCAAAAGACUUAGGCCUCAACUAUCUGGUGAUGUGGGAGAAUGCCUCCUUCCCUACAGGCUCUCUCAGGUCUUAAGAUAGCAAAAGGGUGCCUUCUUGGUGAGCUCAGGGGCGUGUGUGGCUGGAUGAGGGCAUUUUCUCCAGCAGCCUCAUCUAAGCUGUGAAAUGACAUCUCCAAAGAGGGGCGUUUGGCACCUCAUCAUCCUGGCCUUUGACACGGCUGAUUGCAUUUGGACCCACCCUGUUCUCUUGCAACUGCGAUUUGUUUUGGUUCCUUAAUCAAUUUUUUAUUAAAAGCUUUCGACAUAAAAUACAAUAAAAGCCAAACUAAUCUGGGGGGCGGGGCAGGUAAGCCCCGCCCUGCAUAACUGAUCGCAAGACAAAGCACACCCCCCCCCAUUUGAACGGCAAUGCUUGGGGGAGUUCCCCCCUCAAAUAUUUUAUGGGGGGUGCAGGAGUGCCAGCUUGGUGCCAUGGCCAUGGGUGCCCGGGGGCGUGGGUGCCAUGCAGGGUGCAUGGCCCUGGCACUGAAAUUUGUGGGUGCCCGACCCCUUCAUGGGGAAUUUUGUGGUUGCUCGGGCACACAGGUUCCCAGGGAGUUGGCACCUAUGGGGGAGGACGAAGGGAGUUGGCUCUAUAAACCGAUACACCCCGACUACUAAUAAAUACGUAUCUGUUUGUGGGAGGCAAUGACAAACCUAGACAGCAUCUUAAAAAGCAGAGACAUCACCUUGCCGACAAAGGUCCGUAUAGUUAAAGCUAUGGUUUACCCAGUAGUGAUGUACGGAAGUGAGAGCUGGACCAUAAAGAAGGAGAAUUGAUGCUUUUGAAUUAUGGUGCUGGAGGAGACUCUUGAGAGUCCCAUGGACUGCAAGAAGAACAAACCUAUCCAUUCUUAAGGAAAUCAGCCCUGAAUGCUCACUGGAAGGACAGAUCCUGAAGCUGAGGCUUCAAUACUUUGGCCACCUCAUGAGAAGAGAAGACUCCCUGGAAAAGAUCCUGAUGUUGGGAAAGAUGGAGGGCACAAGGAGAAGGGGACGACAGAGGACGAGAUGGUUGGAUAGUGUUCUCGAAGCGACCAGCAUGAGUUGGACCAAACUGCGGGAGGCAGUGGAAGACAGGAGUGCCUGGCGAGCUCUGGUCCAUGGGGUCACAAAGAGUCGGACACGACUAAACGACAACAUUUGUCUGUCUGUGGGGGGGGGGGGGGAGCUUUGCCAAGUGGUCACACGCCGCUGAACCUGGUUAAGAGCGCUCUUUCUGGUUCGCUUAAACGAAAGCGCAAUGCCAACCGAGCUCUACUCCGAGGAGACCCGUGGAAGUGAGUGAGCCUGAGCGAGCCCCGGGUCUCCGGACUGCCACAGGCAGGCGCCGACGAGAUCCAACCCCUGCUAGGACCUGCGGGGAUCCGCCUUCCCGGGGGCGGGGAGCCGCCAGGCGCAGCAGCUACAAAGGCAGCGGCCGCGAUGGGGCUCCGAAGGCAGAGAAAGGGACCGGGAAGCGGCUGCGGGGGAGUCUCUGGCACCAGGUGAGGACCCCCGGGGAGAAGCGUGGGGAGGGGGCGCCUUCCCCAACACCCCCCACGCCCCACCGCCGUCCAGGCUUUGUACGCAACUUGCAAAGGGCAGGCGAGAGAGGAAGGAGCCCGUUGGAACUAAGUUCGGGUGCAGGUGGGGAAAAGGAGACGAGGGUGCCCCUGAGCACAUGCAGAGUGCAUUUGCCGUCGCUCUAGCUAGUGGGAGCGGGGCUUUCUUUUUUGACUAGCUGCUCCUUCCAAACUAGAGUCUUUGUCUCUCUCUAUCUCUUUUUCUCGGGGUGUCUUAAAAGAGAGGAUUUUUGGCCGGGGUGGUUUUGGUCCCUUCAUCCCUAGCCCGGCUCCUGCAGCCUCCCUUCGUAUCUCCUCCGCACGUUACUGCUCCCCUGGCAGAUCGAUAUCUCCGCAUCACCCGGAAGGUGCCAAGUCAGCCGGUUGUUAUUCCGCCAGCUCGACAUAACUCUGCGGAGGGCAUGUGCGCCUCGUGCCCGCUGCAAACCGGGCUUACGUCGUCGGGACCUUUCUACAGAGUUGGCACCCUGCUCUCGGUGACUCUUUAAGCGCGACAAACCCGACAGGCCGAAGCUCAAAAGGUGUGGCUUUGCUCCCUCCCUCGUGCCUUUAUAUCACACCUCCCAGGAGCUCAAGGUCGAAUGCAGGGCUCUCUUAAAAAAAUAAAAAUAAAAUAAAAUUCCACAACAACCCUGUGAGGUAGGCUAGGCUGAGCGGCGGUAACUGACCUGAGCUUCAUUGACAGCUUGAUGUGAAUUGCGUUGGUUGUAGAUUUGUUUUGCUUUAUUAGUUGUUCUGCAAUUAGUUGUUCUGCCAGUGCACUGGCACUGCCUGCAGGGCAUACAGUGCAACAAUGAGAGAUAUAUAGCUGGGCGUUUGUGGUACAAAAAGCUAUGGGGUGUCUUCAGGAUGUUGCAAAAUAUGGACUGCUUGGUAGCGAAGCAACAGGACCGCCUCCAAACAUUUGCAGGUGCAACUGAGCACUGAAAGCGGCAUUGUGUACGACUGCCCAGGCAGCAUCCUGAACCCAAAUCAUCGUGAAUGCGUGAUAUAAAGGACACCUGGAAGAAGGGGUCCCUUUGCAAAGCGGAGCUUGCUGGAAACGUGUGCCUUCCUCUCAGGUAUGUUUGGAGCUGCUUAGGAUGCAAAUAGGCUCAAAGUAUUGUGGUCACUUAAGUAUUGUGGGCUGCCUUGCAUGUGAGCCCCAGAAAGCUCUGUGACUGACCAUUGGCAGCUUGACGUGAAUCGCUCUACGAAAAACGCUCGAAUCAGUUCCAUCUCUUCACAUGUUCUGCGCACUGAGCCCUUUGAAGCUGGAGCUCAGUGUGCCUGGUUUCUCCUGCAAGGGAAUUGUGGUUCAACAGCAGCAAAGGCAGACAGAUAAUUCUGUGUUCUCCUGUCAAGGGCAGAAGGUAUGAUAUACUGGAACAGCCAGGAUGCCUGGGUUCUUUGUGGUUGCUGUCUCUAACCCCACCCGCCACUCUAAUCAGAGCACCUUUAGGUUGCAGGCGUUGCUCCCAAACAUUCAGAGUGGUUUCAUAGCAAGAUUAUUAUUAUUAUUUUACUGAGCUCGUAAAGUGGAAAAUAUGUUUCGGGGAUGGCAACUUCCUUCCAGUUGUGUGGUUUUCUGUGUGUGGAAUGGUUGGCAGUGCAGGGUGAGGGAAAUGCCAUUCCUAGUUUGGGGAGGAUUCCCUUGGAGGAAAUGAGAGGCACUCCUUGAAUUUCAGGUCGUCACUUUUAUUGGUUACUGUGUUGGAGCCAGUAAGCCAGAGAAAGAACUGCAGGAUGGUAUUGUGAAGUCUGGAGUAAAAUGCCUUGUCUUGCUGGAGCCGCUCUGUUCCGUGAACAGUUGCUUGCUUUGGAGCAAUGGGAUGAAUCUAGGAGAAGUGGGGUUUCUUUUUUCACAGUGUCCCAGUUGCAGUGAGAGGGAAAACCGUACCUGUUGGGUUUCUGCCUGUUUUGCAGGGUUUUUUUUUUAAUUAAAAAAAGCACAGGAAUUUUACCACGAGAGAAAAGCUGGCAACUUUACACAUCCUAAAAGAUUACUGCAAUGCGUUAUACGUAGGGCUGCCUCAGAAUACUGUUCAGAAGCUUCAGCUAGGUGCAGAAUUCAGCAGCCAGGUUGCUCACUGGAGCAAGAGGGUUUGAGCAUAUUACACCGAUCCUGGUCCAACUGCACUGGCUGCCAAUUAGUUUCUGGGCCCAAUUUAAAGUGCUGGUUUUGUCCUAUACAGCCUUAAACGGCUCAGGACCACAAUACCUCAAGAACCGCCUCUUUCCAUAUGAACCUACCCGGACCCUCAGAUAGUCUUCUGAGGUCCUUCUUCGUAUGCCUCCUCCUCGAGAGGUGCGGAGGGUGGCAACAGGAGAACGGGGCCUUCUCUGCAGUGGCUCCACAUCUGUGGAAUGCUGGCACCUUCAUUAAACACCUUUAGGUGCCAGGCAAAAACGUUCCUUUUUAACCAGGCUUUUGGUUGAUUUGAUGGACAUCCUAUGCCCUUUUAAGAUGUGUUGGGGAGGGGUUAUUGGGUUGUUGUUUUUAUUUGUUGAUGUCUUUUGUGGUUUUAGAUUUUGAUUUUAUCCUGUGAACCUGCAGGUAUAGGGCAGUAUAUGAUGAUGAUGGUAGUAGUGAUGGAGCAACUUGUGGCAAGUGAGAGAGGAGGAGUGUUUGGAAGACACGCAUUUGUUGCUUCACAUGUUCAGAGAUGGUCAGGUGGCCCCGAGAACAGGUUCUGGGACUACCGCAAACCCUGGCUCAAAUGAAGUUGUUGGAGGAGGCUGUCUCAUACUGAACCCUUGGUCUGAUUGAGAGCUGGUGGUGUGCGGACUCCCUCUAGCAAUUGCUGACUUUGACCCAUGCCUCGUUUUCACUGAGGCUGGAUCCUUUCUCCCUGACAUACGAAAUUUCUGGGUGCAGGGAAUGGUGUGGAGAGGAGCAUUGGGCUGUUGCCGAUUUGGCUCAGUCAUUAGAAGAUUAGACUCUUGAUCGCAGGGUGGUGUGUUUGAGCCCCACUUUGGGCAAAAGGGUCCUGCGUUGCGGGGGGUUGGACUAGAUGACCCCCGUGGUCCCUUCCAACUUGACGACUCUAAAUCUCAGCACCACCACCACCCUCCUGGCCUUAACACACACAUUCAGCACCUGCAGUUUGAAGUGGAGCAGCAGAGAUGAAGGUUUUCCCCUUCGGAGGAGAACUAGGCCUUUAAAAAAAAUCUUUCCCCUGCUGCUUAACUGUGAAAAGAUCCAGGAAUCCCUGCUGGAGCUGUGAGUUGCCUGGAAAAGAUGCCCUCGGAAGGGAAAAGCAGACUCUGCUUGUGCUCAGAGGCACUCUUGCUGCGGGGGACAGCUGUGACCCUGCAUUCGGCCUACUGACUCUGUCUUAAAUCUGACCCUUGUGGACUAUAGCCUCUCACACUUUAAAUUUCAUGCCUGGGCCCCCAAAUGCAUAGAUAUAGAUAUAGAUAUAGAUAUAGAUAUAGAUAUAGAUAUAGCAUGCAACCAGGUGCGUGGGAACUCCGUGUGAUGUUGAAACUAGGGCCCAGGGCUAAAUAGCCGCCUUUUCAUGGCUGCCCUUUUUCCCAUGGGUGUUACUGGCUUCCCAACCAGCACUUGUGGUCAAAUGUGGUUAUUAGGGCCGGGCAGAUCUGUCGGUUUUGGUUUCUCUCGCUGUGUCUCACUUUCCCAAUCUUUAUAUCCAGCUCUCUACCUCAUGAAGAAACAAGUCCCUCAUGAAAGUGGAUCGGCGCUUUGGUUUGAAUUCCUCCUAAUAUAACGGUACACAUUGAAUCACUCCCAAAUAGAAACACUUUUGCAAAGCACGUUUCCCCUAAUGUGUGCUGUUUGUGUGUGCUGUUUUCACUGAAAUACGCUUUUUUAAAAAAAAAACAAAAACCGUUUAGUACCCGCCUUUUGUGCACAUUACUCGACUGGAGAACCUCAUUGCAAAGGGCGAAUUUUGACGGCUGCGUGUGUUUUGGUUGGCACAUUGUUUCGGAAAGUGUGAGUUUAAAUGUGAACUGGAUCUAAUUUCUCCCCCAUGCUUAGCGGUUACUCCAUGCAAACUGUUUUUUCUUGUAACCAACUUGCACCCAUUAGCCCCAUUUUCUGCUGAUUCCUUGGGCUAAAGUCUAAGCAAUUUCCACCCUCCCUUUCCCACAGGUGGGCGGGGUUUGCGGCCGAGCAGGGCUCACCUGGGCAGGUGCCACUCACCUGCUUGGGCCGGCCUUUGACCCGCCCUCGGCCAGGGAGGACAACGGCCGGCCGGCCAGGGGUGGGCCUAAGGCCAAAAGAAAACAGGCUGACUCCGUUGUUGAAGCCUCUUUUGCUGUUCUUACUUUCAGGAUCACCAACCUACCCUCCCUCAAAUUAAUAAUUUCUUGCCUUCAUAAUUUCAUCCUAGGCCAGCGGUCUUCAAGUUAAUGAUUAUUUUCCUUACAGGCUAAUAUUUUGCAUUCCACGUCAGCGGGCGCUGCUGCGGUCGUAAGAUGGCUGCUGUAUUCAGAAUCGGGAAGGAAUUUUCCUUGCAUUGGCAGGUUUCACCUUCCCUGUAGCAUUUUGUCACAACUUUGGCAGUUUUCGACCUUGGCAAGGUAUCCUUUAGUCUAACAUCAAGUUGUGGGGGGGAUGCAUCCAUGCUCCCUCCCAAUGCGGCGGCGCUUGCAGGGCCCGUUAAAGGUUAAAAACCGGGAGUCCCUGGCCCAUGUAGGUCAAACUCCCGGGACGAGGUCGGUGGAAGGGCAUGCUGUGUAAGUUUGCGCUUUACAGUCCCCUCUCACUGGACGUCAUCUGCCUGCAUAUCCUCAGCCAGGCUGGCUGAGAGGGUUAUUUGCCAAGGCCUGUGCCAAGUUUCCCGCUUCUGAAGCUCAAUAAAGUUGUGGCCAAUUUGAACCCAUAAUCUGGCCUCUUGUUUCAUCAUUUGGGGUAAAGGGGUAGGCACCACAGACAGGGUUUAGCGUGUGUGCCCGCAAAUGCAGCAAUAACCCUUUAGGGCUCUGCUGUUGCCAGUUUAAGUUCAGCUUUGCUUGCUGCUGGCGUGCCAGUUCUUCAGGAAAGGAGCUCUUCUUUGAUCUGGAGAGGAUUUCGCAGCCAGCUGCUCUUCCUAUCGCUUGGUGGGGUCAAGGGCUUUGUGUGUGUGGAUUUCCUUCCUGCCAAGGCCCCAGGGUGGGAAUUGUGGAGCUGAGAGAGCUUCAGCUGGUGCCCAGUGCUGCCACAGAUUCUGAAUUGUGUUUCAAGCUGCAUGCAGACCACACACUGAAAGCAUGUCCCCGCCAUGACUCCUGGGAACUAUAGUUUAAGGGUGCUGGGAAUUGUAGUUUUCUGAGAGGUAAACAUCAGUUCCCAUGGUUUUUUUAAAAGGGAGGGAAUGUGCUUUAAAUCUGCUGGGAAGUAUAGCUCUAGGAAGGCUAAACUAAAGUUGCCAGGAUACAUUGGAGGCAGAAAAGGUGCUUUAAAUUCAUAGUGCAUAUGCAGCCUAAUGCAGGAAUGGGCAGAAGGUACAUUAGGAUCUACUCGUAAAUCUUUGGGUGGUUUUUUUAUUGGAUCACCAAGGAUUUCUGGUACGGUUCGAAUCAGAAAUAACAUAGUUCCUCACACCCUGUCCUUAAUGCUGGUGCAAUUGUUUUACUUGUUUCUGUAGUCGUAUAAACUGGUUUUUCUUGUUUUUAGUUUUUUUAAUUAAAUUGUUAUAUGCAUUAGUACAAAUUUAGAUUACUGCAGAAAUCUGAUAAAAACAAGUUUGCCUCACGGUCUCUUAUUUAUACCACUUAUGUAAAUAUUUAUGUGACUUAUGUAGCUUAAAGUUCAUUUCCAGGUGAAGGAAAUGCCAAAAACAAUGUUUUAUUAAAAGUCACUACUUACAUGCAGUUUACAGACUUAAAAACAAUUGCAUCCACUUGACUGAUUUCCAUUCCUGACCACAGGCGAACAUACAGACUGCAGCAAUUUCCUCUUCCUUUUCCGUUCUUAUCAUAAUUCUCAGCCUGUCAGCUAGAUGCCUAGCCUAGUAGCACAAAGAAGGAGAGGGAGCUGAUCCUUGUCUCCUUUUCUUUCUCCUAUUCCAGGGGUGGCCAGCUCCCAAGAGACUGCGAUCUACUCACAGAGCUAAAAACUGGCAGUGAUCUAUCCCCUUUUGGUUGGUUCAGGUCAAAGUUGUUGAGCUUUUUUAGGGGAGCCAAAGUUGCUGAGCUUCUUUGGGGGGAGGCAGUGAUCUACCAGUGAUCUACCACAGACGUCCAGCAAUCUACUGGUAGAUCACGAUCUACCUGUUGGACAUGCCUGUCCUAUUCCUUCAUCUCUUGUCUGUGGAGAAAACGAUCCCUGGAAGACUCCACCAGCUGCGUUUGUGUUUAUCUCUUUGGACUAUGCUCAGUAAACUAGCUGUAUUAGUCUUGACUGGGGUAGCCAACGCUGGUGGCCUCCCCGAUAUUAUUGGACUACAACUCCCAUCUGCGUUAGCCAGCAUGACCGAUGGUCAGGGUUGGUGGGAGUUGUAGUCCCACAUCACACAGAGAGUGCCACGUUGGCUGUCCAUAGGCUCCGUACACAAUAUUCAUUCAUUCUUUCAUUGCAUUUAUAUCCUGCUUUUUUCUCCAAGGAACCUAGGGUGGCUCACACAGUUAACACGCAGGGAGGGGCUCUAUACUCAACCUGCUCCUUAUGGGAGGUGGGGCCAGGCCAGCUAGGAAGGUGUGUGAUAUUUCCAGGGUCACAGAAAUUGCUGCAGCCUCUUUUGCAACCUCAUUGCCAGCCAGUCCCUUCCGCAAAAUAAUCUAGUAACUGAAGCAGGUUGUUCUCUUAGGGGCUAGUUCAUCCUCUUUUGCAUAACAGGAAGGAAGCCACUUAUUAUCUCAGCAAGGAUGUGCUGACCUGGGCCUAGCAUCCAAGAUACGUGACUUCCUGUCAUGCAAAGCAAGGAGGUAAAUCUGGAUGUAAUGGGGGACAAAGAUGGACUGGCAUUUGAUGGGGAGGAAAGAUGGGCUGGCAACUCAAAAUAUGGGAUGCCGAUGACUUGGCACAGAUGCCACAGGAAAGCUGCACACGUGAGGCCGUGCUGAUCCCACAAUAAACACCUGUCCCCCCCCCCAACCAACCCCCAAUUUGUGCUUUCUUUCUCACGGGUUGUAUGACUGGUUUAUCCUUCCUGCGGCAUGGAGAAGUCCGUGAAGGAUGUAAUUCGGCUAACGCAGCUUCUGUUUUAAAUCAGCCUCCCACCCCUUUUGUUUCUAGGCAGUGUGCAGCCUUCCUGGAUUAACGUUGGCUGGGGGACGUGUGACACUUCUCUCUCUCGUUUGUUGACACUUUGAACAUCUGCAUCCGAAAAAGGGCUCUGCGUCACUUAAAAAGUGGCAUAAAGCAUUUGGAAGAUGCCUUGAUGUGGGAUCAGGCUAUGAACCUCCCUUAGCUCAGUGCUGUCUGCUGGGGUUGCCCAAAUUCCUUUAAAAACAAACCAAAAACCUAGGGUAGCUGAGGAACUGAAGGGUUUUGCUUUCCCCUCCCUCCAUAUCUGUGCAGUAAAGCUGAGGGGGAGGAGCCUGAGGCCUGUGAGGACCUCCAGGCUUCUGUAUCUGGCCUGGGGGGCUCUCUCCAGGUCUCAUGCAGGCCACCCCCCCCCCGUAGCAACACUGCUCACUUCCAGGCCACAGCCCUGCAAACGUAAAAUCCAUCUUUGUUGCCCACCCAUUUUUGACUCUGGCUCUGUCUACCAACAGACAGUCAGAAUAAAAUCCGCCUGCCUGUUGUUGACAUUUGUCUAUCUCGAGAGACAGUGGAGUGCGCCUCCGGGGGUGAAGCCAAACUGCUGCAUUAGUAGUAGGGCCUUUUCAGUACUGGCCCCGACUUGGUGGAAUGCUCUGUCACAAGAGACUAGGGCCCUGCGGGACUUGACAUCUUUCCGCAGGGCCUGCAAGACAGAGCUGUUCCGCCUGGCCUUUGGUUUGGACUCAGUCUGACCCUUAUGUUUCCCUCCCCUUAUGGCCUUGAUUUAUCGGCUACUUUUAAAAUGAGGCUGCAUUUUAAAUUGCAUUUUAACCUGUAUUUUAAAUUGGUUUUUUCUUUUCCUUUUCCUUUCCCCCCUAUUAUGUUUUUUACUGUGAUUUUAUUGGUGCUUUUCUCACUUCUGCAGCACUGGGAUGUGGCAGGAACAGCAUCUUCCUGGGAAUUCUCCCUUUUAUCCAACCUGCUGGGAUUCUGCAGUGGCUUCUGUGCCUCCUCCACCGCUUGCCCUCCUCCUCUGCCCUCGUACAGAACAUGCUGAUCGCUCUCCCGAAGCUCUUGCAACCUUGAACACCCUCCUGCUGAGGUGGCACCGGUUCAAGGCAGAACAAAGCAAUAAAGCAACUUGCAGCCUUGAUCUUUUUACCUGGAGCAAAAGCCUCGGAAGGGCAACCUCCUCCUCCUCUUCUUCUGACUGCUUUAUUGGUGGCCUGCAAAGUUGUUUGUUUAUUUGCUAAGCAGGACUUUUAACUCUUGGCAUCCCUGCCACUGGCUGAGCCCUUUGCACUGGCAGCAUUUUUGACCUGGGUUCAGAAUCUUGUUCUUUCCCCUUGCAGGUCUUUCUCCCUCUUGCCCUGUGUCAGCUGGAAAUUCAGUAGGAUGCUGAAAGCCAUUCUCUGCCUCCUCCUGGAACACAGCAUUUAAAAAAAUAUAUGCUCCAGAGCUCAGAUCUAGGACUAAACCACAGAAAACCAGGCAGCACCCUUCCUCUCUCUAAGCAAGCUCAGACAACCCUGAACCUUCUCCUUACUCUCUUUUAAACUGCAAAAGCCUCAUUUCCUCCUAGGAAUCUUUCUUCUGAAUUCCCAUCUAGAGCUUAUAGGAACUGGGGGUCUGGGUCUCCCGCUGCCAAAACACUUGGGUUUCUGCUGCCUGGUGCAGAAAAGGCGUUGAGCUGAAUCAACGCUUGCGUAUUCUUAGUCUGCUGACUGCAUAAGUAAUAGCGACGCCUUUUCACAGCCAAGCUUCGUACACCUGACUUGAACAAGCGGAGGCAAGAUUUGAUGGGGUUACGUUGCCAAACUUGUGUUGCUGGUGUGUUUGCCCACAAUACAAAUAGCCUUGCUGAAACUCUUGGAAGCCGCUGUCUAAUUAUAGGCCAUGAAUCACCCGGUGUGUGUGAUGUAUUUCUUUUUAGAAGUCUAUUUUCUGCCUUUCAUUGUUUUGCCUCCAGUCUUCUGCUGCCUUUGAACGGCUCUGUGUACCGCAGCCAAAGUAAGUUGACUUUCGUGACUAAUUAAAGGGUCCUGCGAGCCCAAAGAGCCCAGUCGUGGAAGAGCCGCUCCUGUCGGAGGUAGUGCAGUGGCCUCCAAAUUGGAUGGCUUCAAGAGAGGAUCGGACUAGCCAUAUUAAUUUGUAUGCUGCUGAGGGGUUUACACAAUUCAAAGUGUUGGUGCUGACCUUUGAAGCCCUAAACGGCCUCUGCCCAGUAUACCUGAAGAAGCGUUUCCACCCCCAUCAUUCAGCCCAGACACUGAGGUCCUCCUCCAAGGGUCUUCUGCUGGUUCCCUCACUGUGAGAAGCAAAGUUACAGGGAACCAGGAAGAGGGCCUUCUCGGUAGUGGCACCCGCCCUGUGGAACGCCCUCCCACCAGAUGUCAAGGAAAUAAACAACUACCGGUAUACUGACUUUUAGAAGACAUCUGAAGGCAGCCCUGUUUAGGGAAGUUUUUAGCGUUUGAUGUUUUAUCAAGUUUUUAAUAUUCUGUUGGGAGCUGCCCAGAGUGGCUGGGGUAUAAAUAAUAAAUAAUAAUAAUAAUAAUAAUAAUAAUAAUAAUAAUAAUAAUAUAUUACAAAACAAACAGACAAAGGAAAAACAAUGCUGACAUAAAAACUCUGCUCAUAUACUAAGCAAAAGAAUGGAAGAUCUCCCCGAGAUCUCACAAUGUCUGUGUCUCACACCUGUAGAAAGGACUCUGUGAAUUGAAAACAGAGAUGUUUUAUGUUUCCUUAACUAUAAACAUCCUUUAAUUAAAACUUUUAUUUUUUUAAUUGACAGAUUCAUAGACGCUGAGGCUAUGAAUGGCUUCUAGUGAUGAUGGCUAGGUUGUUCCUCCGGCCUCUUGAGGCAGUAUUCCUCUGAAAACCAGCUGUUGGGAAUCACAAGGGCAGAAAGAGUGCUGGAGGUACGCAGGGCGGUAUAUAAUGAAACAGUUCUGCUAGUGCACAGAUUUCCAUUUGUGCAACAGAACUUGCACUGCAGAACUUCCCCUCUCUCUCCACGCAGCCUCCAAAUCUGCUCUGGAGGGUCGGGGGGAAGACCCAGAACAGAUUUAGGCAGCACAUGGGGAGAAGGAAGGGAAGUUCUGUUGCACAGCCAAAAGUCAGUGUGCGAACAGAACUACUUUGGGGGACACUGCCCUCAGACCAGGGCCAGCACAAGACAUUUUGGCACCUGAAGCGAACCACAAAAUGCUGCCCAUCCCCCAUUGGUCAGGGAAGAAGGGGUGAGGGAAGGUCUACAAUAGGGGGCUAAAGAUCUGCAUCAGGAACAAGGGUGGGAGGAGACAAGCAGCACCUUCUAUUCACCAAGAGGUCUCUGUAAGGGGUGGUGUGGAGGAUACCAAAGAGGCGGCAGAUCUGGCCUCCAAGGAGCUUGCUGCAGAUGUUGCUGCCAUUGUGUUGGUGGCGGCAGCAGGUGAUGCAUUCCUCGGCGCCUGGAUUUGCUGACCCUGUGGAUCCUGCUGCCCAAGGCAGACACCUCACCUUGCCUCAUGGCUGGGCCUGCCUGCCUCAGGCUCUGCUUGUGGGCUGUCCGUAGGCAUCUGAUUGGCCACUGUAAGAACAGAGCCCUGGCCUAGACGGGCCUUGAGUCUUCUCCAGUAGGACUCUUCUUGCAUUCUUUCCUGGUGCAACUCUGUUGUCCAACUCUGUUCUCUGGUCACGGAUCCUUCCAGUCGGCCAAUGAUAGCUCAGGGGCAGAACAGAGGAUUUGCAUCAGAAGGCCGCAGGUUCAAAUCUCCUUAAAGCAGCAAACGGCCAGGGUUUGCUGCUCUUCACAAGCUGCAACAUCCUCUAGGCAACCCUCUAGGAUACAGAAUCAUAGAUACAUUAAAGGCAGUCUUCUCAAAGGGCAAGUUACUCUUGAAUGCUCUCAAGACGGACUUUUGUCAAGCGUAGGCACCAAGCGUGCUUCUGGUUUCAAUUAUGAAAGAAGCAAUCAGUCAGAAAUGUGGGAAACAUGACAGCAGAAUGUAGGGCUAGGUCCAUCUGAUGAUGGUUAUGGCAGGGAUAAGAGCGUCUGGGCAGAGAUGGAUCUUUCCAAGUGCCAGUAAGCAUUUUGGGUGGUCUUGGCAGCACACCCACUACCUGUGGAUUGUGGCGCUGCCACCUUUUCCAGAGUCUGACAUGGAUAAAGCUUUUCUCAGCAUGAAGGAGGGGGGCGGGCUAUGUUUGGGCUUUCUCAUUAUUUAACAGUUCCCUUACUCAAUAGUUAUUGUUGCCUAUUCCACCAGCUUCCUUCAGCUGUCCUGCUUGGCUUCCUCCUUGGACCUUUUCUCACCCAACCUUUCAACUGCCACUCUUUGUGCUGCACGUCUGUGGAAGGUUCUCAUCCCAGCCAAACUCGCGUUAGCCUCUUCCUUUGGCAAAACUGGACCGCGGGCAUUCCGUGCCUCGUUGCUCUCUGAGCUGCUGGUUCCAAGUUUUCCUGUUGGCCAGGCAAGCUGACAAUAUUUCAUUUGUUCUGCAGAUCUGGACUGUGUACAUUCUGUGCCUCGUUGCUCUCUGACCUGCUGGCUUGUUGCUGAGGUCACAUCUUAUCAGCCAGUCUGUGUCCUGUGACCAUUGGGCCAAUCCUUUUGUGAUGUCCCUCAGCGCCAGCCCUUCUGUUGCCUCCUCCUCCUCUUCCUCCACUUUAUAUCGUAUCUCUUUCCCACCCACCAUUAUCUUUCCAAAUUAUGCCAAAAAUCCAUCCGUUCCCUUACCUCCUAUCAAGAGACAGCUAACUCAUUCCUCCUUCCUUGUGUCUUUUCUCGUCCCUUGACUACUUUGGUCACAUGAUAUUUUCUCUGAGCACACCUGCAUGUCUCUGGGUCAAUGGUGUCAUUAUUUUUUAUUAUUUUUUUGGGGGGGGGGGACUCAGCUCAGCCCUCCAGGAAAAAAAGAAGAAUGCUCAGCUGUUAUGAGAGGAGGGUGCACUUAUGAAUGAACAGCUGUGUAGAAACAUGAAAGGAAAGGAGAUAAGAACCUAUUCUGCGCAGGUUGCCUGCUCUUUCAGGGCUCUUAAUUGGUUAAUGGAACUGGAUUGCAGAAGUUCUGGCGUUGGCGGUGACCUCAGGAUUGGGUUACAGCAAUGCACUCUGGGUGCAGCUACCCUUGCGCUUGAUAAGGAAGCUGCAGUUAUGGAAGAAUGCUGAGAGAGACACGAUCACUGGCAGGAGUGGGACUCAGUCAGCUGUAUGACUCCUUUGUGUAGAAAUCGACACUAGUUGCCCAUUGGCUAAUGGGCAAAGUUCAAGGAGUUAUCAUUAGUUUAUAAUGCCCUUAACACAGAGGUUUUCAACCUUUUUGAGUCCAUGACUCGGCUCCCUUGACCAACUACGUUCUUUUUGCGGCACCCCUGUGGGGCUCAGGAGCCCAGUUAUGUCAGUUAUAUGGUGUAAACCACCGAGCCUCUUGGGCUUGCCAGUCGGAAGGUCAGCAGUUCAAAAUUCAAAAUAUAUCUUCAAAAGUACUGCAAUAUAAAAGAAUGUUAGAAAGAGGUUGGAAAAAGAAUACUAGGUCGUUCUGGUAGAUAUGAUAUAAUGGACUAAGCAAAAAUGAGUUGAUGAAAUUGAUGAAUUAGAGGAGGUUUAAUCACAUUACUUUAAUUUUAAAAUACGUAAAUGAAAAUAAGGUUAGAAGGAUUUGCUGGAAACACGAUCUGAACUAGAAUACAAAACUGGGAGGUGAGAGGAGGUCAUGGAAAUAAGUAAAGGGAAAAGGCUAUGUAAAGGUUUAAUCUGUUUUUGUUUUAUUUUAACUCAAUGUAUUUUUAUAUUUUUUGUUAAGUCUUCAUUUUUAUUGUAUCUUAUUGUUCUUUUUUACUUGUUUAUUUCUUACUUUGUUAUGGUUAAAGAUUUCUUUGUAUUUUGUACGGUUUUUCUUUUUCUUUUUUGUAACUUUAAAUCUGGAAUAAAUAUUAUUAAAAAAAAAAAAAGGAAGGUCAGCAGUUCGAAUCCCUGUGACGGAGUGAGCUCCCAUUGCUCUGUCCCAGCUCCUGCCAACCUAGCAGUUCAAAAGCAUACCAGUGGACGUAGAUAAAUAGGUACCGUUGUGGUGGGAAGGUAAACAGUGUUUCCGUGCGCUCUGGUUUCCGUCACGGUGUCCCGUUGUGCCAGAAGUGGUUUAGUUAUGCUGGCCACAUGACCUGAAAAGCUGUCUGUGGACAAAUGCCGGCUCCCUCAGCCUGAAAGCGAGAUGAGCGCCACCCCCCAUAGUUGCCUUUGACUGGACUUAACCGUCCAGGGGUCCUUUACCUUUUACCCCUUGCCAGCAUGCCUCUCACCCUUUUUCAAACACCCUUCCUUGUGGAGUGUCUCCUCAGCCUCCUCUCCCCUCUCCUUGGGAGUCCUCUAGGCAGCCACACAUGCCGCCUCUGGUCUCUGAGCCCUGCCCACCUGCCCCAAAGAUUGGUGCCUCCUCACACUGCCCCACAGGGGCCUGGGAAGCACCCCCUGGCCAGCCACAGAGGCACAAUUCGCCUGUGGAGCUUGUAGCCAGGGCUACUGCAAUAAACAACUGUGCAAGUCUUUGGGAGGCAGACACAUGAGAGGGCAUCAGAGGCCAGUGUUGCCUGCGGCACCAUCAUUCAAAGCACCCCAGGGUGCCACGGCACACAGGUUGAAAACAACUGCCUUUACACCUUGAGACCAGUUUGCCUGCAGGCCUGCCUUACCCCAUAAUGUGUCCGUUUGACCUUUUCCCUUCACAGAACUGGCAGUGUUGCAGCCGUUGCUUCUUAAUACUCGUUCUGCAUCUGUUAGUAAUCAGUCUUUUAGUGUGGCAGCUCCUCCACCUUGGAACUCCCUGCCUCUUGACACCAAGCAGGUCCCUUUGCUGUACUCUUUGCUGUGGGACCUGCUUAAAACAUUUCUGUUUAAGCGCGCUUGUACAAAAAGCUGCUGUUGACAUUCUUUAGAAUGUCUUAAUUUUUAACUCUUUUUUAAAUGAGGGUUUGAAUGUUUUAAUGUUUUGCAAACCACUUAAGCACUUUCUUACAACCAAGCAAUGUAUACAUUUUGUAAAUAAAAACUUCGUAUUUUUAGGGUCCAUCUAGCUCAUUAUUGCCUGACUUGUCAGUGGGUCUCUCUUGCCCGACCUGAAGAUGCUGGGAAUUGAAACUAGAAUCUUCCGCCUGUGAAGGACGAGUUGCUCAGAUGGAUCGCCUUUGCCAUUGUUUUGAUGCCGUGGGCGUUCAAACUUUGAAUGCCUUCGGAGAAAGCCUUUCUCCAUUAGCCUUCACCUCUGCCACAGAAUUCUUGCACGUUCUAAGGCACACACAGAAUACCUGCGGCACAUGACAGAAUACCCCUUUUCUUUUGGCCAUAUCUGCCACUUCUCUGAUAAUCCCUGAUAAGCUUCUGAAAAAGCCCAUGAGUUUUCUCCAAGACAUGCUUUGAAAACCUCAGCUUUUUAAUGGACAGGUUACUGAACAACAAAAUGCACUGAAAUUUAAUUGGGAUGGUCUCCGCUUUAGAUAUAUCUUAGUGAACUGCACAAGUUGUAGCCGUUUUCAAAGAUACCGUGUGAAUUUGCGUAAUAGGACAAAGCACUUAUUCUAAAGGAGCGGCUGGCGGGGGGGAGCAUACUUUGGUUGUAUUCAGCUAAGUGCCAUUCAUGAGUAACCUACUGGAAUAAAUGGGCAUAUGUUAGUUAUGCGUAUCAAUUUCAAUGCGUCUGUUCUGAGUCGAACAACUUCGGAUACACCCGUUUGCAUUUUGUAAGGCGGUGCACACAGAGGCAUAAUCUCAGAAAUGGUAUUCCCUGUUCUCUCUCUCUCUCUCUCUCUCUCACACACACACACACACACACACAGAUACACGGAAAUGUUUUUUUUCUGACGGAAUAUUGCUAUUUGCAGUUUGCAGAAGUUGGAAGGUGAGAACCCGUCUGUGGUCUGGUCUUCCAGAAGUUGUUGGACUUCCAACUCCCAUCAGUCCCAGCCAGCAGUACCAGUAGUCAAGGAAGAUGGGAACUGUAGUUCAACAGCACCUGGCCACAUCCUUGUCUCAAGCGCUCCAUACAUCAACAUAAAAGCUAAUCUGUUCACCGUUCAGUUGAGAGAUCCUUAUAUGCCGUCUGUUUUCAAUUGCUUGAUCAGUGAAUUGGGACAGCAGUUUCAAGGUUGCAUUUCUGAGAUUACCUGAGAAUUAGCAGGACUAACUUGAGUGCUGCAUAGUUUUUAUGUCUGAUGUUUUAUUAUGUUUUUAUACCUGUUGGAAGCCGCCCAGAGUGGCUGGGGCAACUCAGCCAAAUGGGCAGGGAACAAAUAAUAAUAACAAUCAUAAUAGCCACAAGAAUCCAAGUCCAUCACCAAUGUCCUUCGCUUUCUGAGCCUUUUUGAGCUCCUUCAGAAAAUGCUGUAACUUUUAGAGGAAGAAACAGUUCCCUGUUUUCUUUUCCCCGUUUCCAGUACUGUAUAGACUUCUAAAUAUGUCAGGCAUGUGGAAGGUUAGAAGGAGAAGAAAAGGGAAUUUAUUUGAGCAGCAGAUGAGGAUUGGUCAUGAUUAUGUGGUUUGUUUUUUUCCUAUAGAGAAGCGUUAUCUGUCAUUUUUAUUUCUGUACUUAGUGACAGCUUUGUUCGGGUGCUUUAUAGAGAUAGCAGAAAGCCAGAAAGACAGGUGUCUGCCCUGGAGCAAAUGUGGGCCAUGCAGAGUGUGGAUUGGAGAAAGAGAUAAGAGGUUUAAAGAUAAUCAAGCAAAGUAGGGGAGGAAAUCCUCUUAAGUAUUUAUAUGUGAACCUGCAAUCCUGUGUGUAUUUACAUGGAAAUAAGAAUCUCUGUUCAAUGGGAUCUACUCUCAAAGUCCGUGUACACAGCAUUGCAUUACUUGCAGGGGAUGAGAAUGUGGAGGCUGAUGCAGAGAAUGGCAACAUGUGCAAAUGGCUUUAGAUACCUAUUAAGUCCAUAAAUUACCAUAUAGCAGGCACCCCCAAACUUGGCCCUCCAGAUGUUUUGGGACUACAAUCCCCAUCAUCCCUGACCACUGGUCCUGUUAGCUAGGGAUGAUGGGAGCUGCAGUCCCAAAACAUCUGGAGGGCCGAGUUUGGGGAUGCCUGCCAUAUAGCAUAUAUUCAACACAAAAAACAGAGACUACCGUAUUUUUCGCUCCAUAAGAUGUACCUAGUUUUUAGAGGGGGAAUGCAAGAAAAAAAAUAUUCUUUAAAGGGAGCGCUGAGCAGAGCCUGUAUGCAUCCCAGUCUCUGCUCAGCGCUCCCUUUCACAAGCCACGUGGAGCGUGUUUGUGGCUCUUGGGGGCUUUUCCCUGAGGAGGGAGAAGGGGCUGCCCUCUGUCCCUUCCCCCACCUCCCGCAAAAGCUAGCAAGAGCCGCGCUCCCUUGUGGAGCGUGUGUGCAGUUCUUGGGGUCUUUUCCCUCCUGCCUCCUGCCUGCAUUCGCUCCAUAAGAAGCACACACAUUUCCCCUUACUUUUUAGGAGGGAAAAAGUGUGUCUUAUGGAGCGAAAAAUACGGUAUUUGUUGUUGACAAAGGACAGUUGGACAUAUAAAGGGCCCCAUUACCUUCAGUAGCUUAGGGCCUCAUCAAACCUAAAUCUGGCCUUGACUAUGGCAAUUACAUACUGCUGGACUAAUGAAUGUAUCCUAGUGGGAACAGAGCACAGGUAUAAUAAGCAUUAAUGCAACUGCUGGAGUCUCCCAUUAUUAUUUUUUUCUGACUGCAAAGGACCAGCACAGAGAUGGGCAAAGCAUCAGAUGGAUAAACGCAAAGGCCGCUAGGCCAACACCUUCGGUUAUGUCUUAGGUGGAAGUGGGAUUACUUCCCCCAGCAAUUUAAAAAAUCAUAAUCUGCAUCUGUGCACACAAAUGAGCAUAGGAAAUGUUGCAAAUAUCUUUCUCCUUUAGUCUUUGCUGUGCGUUCCCUCUUCUCCUUUUUGUGUGGCUAUAGUGGGCCCACUGCUUCUUCCUGAGAUGUGCACAGAGUUGUACAGUUGUGAUGUUGGCAAAUUCCUGAUCUCCUUUACCUUACUAGUAUCAGACUGCUAGCCUGGUUCCCUUUGCAAUGUGCCUUAACUGAAGAAGAGGUGUGUUAACAGGGAAAGCGAGGGUUUGGUGUUUGAGGGCCAUGUCUCCCUUGUUUUGAGCAUGAUUUGAAGGAACUGAGAGAGGUGGGGGGGAAGGAAUCCAGGUGUUCUGCAAAGGAGUCAUUUUUCUGGUAUGUUUGGAACAGUUCAUAGCAAUCAGGGGUGGGGUGGGAUUGGAGGAUAGAAUACUGUUUAUAUAUUUAAAAAUGAAAUGGAAUAGACACAAUACAUUACUGUACAGUAGUUUAUCCUUCUUAAUGAUGCUCUAACACAAAUGAAACAUAGUGGCAUUUUAUAAAAAUGAAUAUGAUGGGUGGAGUGCUCAAAUUUUAUAAUUAUUGCCAAAAUUUAAACCUAAAAUGAGAGGGAGAGGGUCAGGCUGGAAGCCACAGCUGGUGACCCCGGGAUCUCCACCCUUCCUUGUUUGCAGACCUAAGUGGUGUGAACGCCCCUAGUUUCUGAUCCAAAGCUGGACGCAACUGGUGUGAGAUAAUCUGUUUGUUCAGAUGCAUCCUUCAUUCCACUGUUUUCUUCAUUUAUCAUCAUUUGGUAGCUGAUGUGCAAUGUGUUGGUGUACAUACAGUUUAUGAUUUGAGACCUGGGCCAAAGAAGUGUCACUAAGCUGUUGUCCAUUUGUCAUGGCAAGAAUUGAGAAACUCCCUAACAGCGGCAGAGGAUUCUCGUAAAUAGAAGGGCAGCUGAAAAGAUUCCGGGAUCCUAUAGUGCAUAUGGUGCAAUUUAUGCAGGUUUCUGGAAGGUGGGGCUGCGGGGGGAGGGGGCUUCUAAGGAAUUUGGGGAGUGAUAGUGAGAAAGGAUUCAGUUUAUACAUUACUGAAGUGGACAACUUCACCAGAACAUCAGUAUCUUUUGAAAUAUCAAUACUGUACUUAAAUUUCAUCCAGCUCUACAAUUUUAUGAGUCUAUGUUUAAGGAAAUAGAGUCAUCCGUUACCCUAUAUAAAUAUGAUUUAAAAAACUUCAGAAAGAUGUGCUGUUCUGUGCAAAGUGAUCUCUUAUAGUGGAGACAUAGCAGGGUGGCAAAGGCUGGCAAAGAGACCCAUCCAAAAUGCUUCCAAGAUUGAGGAACCAGAGACGUCACAAUUUCUGAGGUAGCAGAAAGGGAGGCAAACGUUCACGCUACAGGUGGUGGAUUUGCUUUUGAAAGUCUCCCUGCUAGUGGGGAAAAUAAAAUCAAGUAACUAUAAGCUCCUGAGAGGGAGUCCAGCCCUAUUCCCUAUAUUUGCUAGUUUUUCUUUUACGAUUUCCUACCCUCUCCCCGCAUUUUAAAAAAAUGGCAUCUCCACCUGAGUUUGGAAGUAGCACAAUCCAUUCCGGUAAAUGUACAGACAAGGCCUCAAAUCUCUAUGGCAACGGGGCUGGCCUUUUCGAGGUGCCCAAAUACCCAUUGUCUUUCUGUUAAUUGGUAACUCUGGCUCUCCCGCUGAGGCGCUGAGAAUGUUUGACCAAGCAGGGGACGGCAUGAGGAAAGAGGCAGCCAUUGACAUGCCACCUCCUCUGGCUGAAGCCAGGAUGCCUCUGGGUUCCAGCUGCUUUGGGAUCGCAAGUGGGGAGAGGGGGCUGUUGCUCUCGGGCCCCCCUUGCCAAGCCUCCCACAGGCAUCAGGCUGGCCUGGGUGAGACCAGGAUGCUGGACCAGGCAGGGCCAGCCCACCCAUGAGGCAAGGUCCGGCGACUGCCUCAGGUGGCAAGAUCCACAGGGGCAGCAGAUCCAGCCCACGAGAAAGGCAUUGCCCGUGGCUGCCGCUUCCUUGGCAGCCUCCAUCCCAAUGCUACCUCUGCUGCAGCUGCUUGGUGAAUAGGGGCUGCCCUCUGGGGUCCCCUGGGCUCUGCCCCUGCCUGGCAUAAUUCAGAGCUGGCCCUGAUCCUUCCUCCACAUUGGUCUUUGAUUCCUUUUUUUUAAAUAUACCUUUUAUUUUUUACAUAUCAGUUCCAACAGUCUUACAACACAACUUCUCAUCUUAUACAAUAUUUUAGACUUCCGUCAACACCCCUGAUGAUUUUCCGUUCUUUAUCACUUAUUCUUCAUUUCUUAAUUUCUGUAUUACAUUUAAUUGUCCUUAACUAAUAAUUCUCUUCAUAGUCUUUCUUGCAGUAUUUCAAAUAAUCCACCUUACAAAACUUCUUGCAGUCCUACUAGUGUAAUCUGUUCAUCACAAUUACUUUUCAAAUAGUUCAUAUAUUUACUCCAGUCUUCUAAGAAUCUCUGAUCCCGCAGGUUUCUAAUCCUUCCUGUUAAUUUAUCUAAUUCAAUGGUGUUUGAUUCUUACGUGAACCUUCGGGUAAAGUUCCCGAUGUAGAUCUUCAUUGUCUCCUUGUUCCUGAUGUAGAUCUUCACUGCCCGCUUUUUCCUUGGCCUGAGGAGGACCAAGAGCCGUUUUUCGGUUUGCCUCAGCUGCUGAAAUAUCUCAGGCUGGAUCUUUGGCUCUUCUUACAUUGAUGUGCUUCUGUGUCGCCCAGGGCAUUUCCUCCAAGUUGCAGAUGUGCGAACCCACAGGCCCCGAAUCACUGUCGACCUCUGUUCUGUUCUGCACCCGCCGACCCCCCAUGUUCAAAGUUUAGCUCAAAACAUGGGCAGUUAAAUAUUUGAAGAGCAAUUCAGAGUCUCCAAAGGGGUCCGUAGCAAAACCUGUAUAGCUAGAACAAGGGCAGAACAUGUUUGCUCAAUGGGUUACCAGUUUACGUGGGCCGCUGCGACUGAAGUAAGCCGCUCACUUUCUUGGAACAUGAGCAGGCAGAUGCAGCCUAUUAAUCUCUCGUGUGCUAUUACAUUCAUUAUAUCGUUGCUGCAUUAACUAUGUUGUAAACUGAGCUGUGGCCUUUUGAUAAAGAGUGGCAUAUCCCAAAUAAAUCUACUGCUGCCAACCCACAGAUUUGGCUUAGGGGCAGAAGAUGUUUAGAGCACACGAAAAAAUGUGGCUGGGCCCAGCUACAGUGGCAAAGUAGGGAGUCACAAAAAAUCUAGAGGUGACAGACAGAUGGAUAGAUACAGGUUGAAUUGAUCUACUUUCCCCUCCUCUAACGUGCAUUUAGAGGUGGGGAAUAAAUAUUAUAAACCAUUGGUGGCAUUGCCCAUGGAUACAGGGGUAGGGCUUGCGUACUAAUGACUAAGGUGGAGCGAAAUGAUGUAACAGCCGACUUAACAGAAAUGAAACAAAUAAGUGUUCCCGUGAAUUGCUUGUUGACAGAAAUGUCCCAUUGUUCUGCAGUUCACAAGAAGGCACAACAUGUGCGUAAGGGAACAUAGGCUUUCUGCUGAAAAUCUAUUAUUAAAUAGUGGUGAUGCACGGGUGAUUUGUUUUCCACCUGGGUGUGAAGAGGAGAGAUUAUAUUAUCUAUUUGGAUUGAUUAUAGAGACAACUCUACAGAGCUCUGAGUAAUGCGCCUGAAUGCCAGUUUCUGGAAACAACAGAAGAGGAAAGUAUCCCUUGGUUCAUGUCCUGCUUGGUGAUUUCCCACAGACAUUUGGCUGAUCCCUGAAAGAACAGGCUGCUGGUCCAGAUAGGUCAUUGGCCUAGAGAGCAUUGUGACUAAGCAGUGUAUAAACCUUUCAAAAUGAGCAAAAUAAAGAUGCAACUGUCUCUUCAGGAAUAAAAACCAGCCCAAGAACCAAGAGGACUCUUUGCGUUACGACCAUUGUAUCAAUAUUGGCUUCUGAAAGGGGCCUUGUAUAGGACUUGGCAUCUAUUAGACAAUACACCAGUGUGUGAUAUCAGGCCUGUAGUUGCUUUUCACGAGAAUUAAAAAUGUAAAAGUUUAGUUACUACAUAGAAAUGCCUUGGUAAAAAUUAUUGCAAGAGCUGUCUAAGUGGAGACCCAACGGCGUUUUCGCAGUUUCUGAAGGUUUAACUAAAAGGUAUUUGCAAAUCCUGUGGACCGUAGCCAAUAUGAAUUUCACCACAGGCCGCUCUAAUCAAAUGAUAUAUGUUUCAUCCCUGCCAGAAAUUAAAUGGAUGGCUGCAGCACACUCUACGUGGGCCUGCCUUUCCAAGAGUGUUUGGAAAUUUUCAGGUGUUUUGAAAUGCAGCUGUUGGCCUCAUAAGUGUGGCUCGCUGAGAGGAAAGAAGAACUCGCUCCAAUAUUGUUCCCAAUGUCAUUGGUUUCCAGUUAAUUUUAUUCAGAAGGCUUAUAGGCUGCUCUCCAGCAACCUCAAUAAAGAAUGGUGCUUUAAAAAAGCAGAAAUUGCAAAAUUCGAAAUUUAAUACAUGGCGCGCCACAAGGUGCAAAAGCUCUCAUCAUAUCACUGUAGAAAUACAACUGAAAUGACCACAUCUUGCAGCUUCUCCCCACCUGGGGGAAGGGCUGUAGCUCAGUGGUUGAGCAUCCACUUUUGUGCCCAGAAGGUCCUGGGUUCAAUUCACGGCAUCCCCACGUAGGACUGGGAGGCAUUUCCUGGCUGAAAUGCUGUAGAGCCACUUCUUGUCAGUAUAGAUGGUCUCUAUCAGUGUAAGACGGUGAGGUGUGCUCCAGCAGAGCCAAUGGGUCAGGGAUGAUGGGAAUUGUGGUUGAAACCAUUGGGGCAGGGGCACCAGGCUAGGGAAGGCUGACAUAUUGCUCCCCUGUUUAUCCUUGCCAGAACUCCUCCCCAUGAAUCCCGGAAGGCCAUUUUGUCCAAGCCACGCUCAUUUGCCCUUUAUCUGUUGCCCUAUCUAUCACCACUACAGGCAGCAUCUGAGCUUAGGAACUUCCUGCCUCUCGAUUUCAGACAGGCGUCUUAAUUGUACUCUUUCAGAUGCCUGCUUAUAGCAUUUUUGCUUAAGCCAGCCUAUUCAAACGUGUAGGUGCUGAUGUGUUUUGAUCUCUUUUACUGUUACACACACACACACACACACACACACACAUACACACAUAUCAUAAGCAUAUGUACAAACACAUGCUUUCAUUUAUUUUAAAAUGUUUUUAACUGUGAUAUAUUUCUCGUAAACCACUUAAGAGGGGUUUUUUUUAACUACAAUCCAGCGCUAUAUAAAUUUUGUUAAAUAUAUGAUGUUGGAUGCAGGACCUAAAGGGAGUUCGUAGAUGCCCCUGCAAAGUCCUGUGCAGUGCUUUGCCAGCACCAACAACCAAACAGGCCUGAGAUUCCCUGCUGCUUCUCUAGUUAACUGCUUCUCUCUUGCUCAGUGGCUACCUCACUAGCUCAGGGGUAGCCAACUUAGCAUCUUCCAGAUGUUUUUGGAGGACAACGCCCAUCAUUCCUUGACCAUAGGCCACACUGGCUGGAGCUAGUAGUCUAACCACAUCUGGAGUGAGAGCACUUUAGCUUCCUUUGAUCUUGCUCUUUAUACAUACAGUGGUACCUUGGGUUAAGAACUUAAUUUGUUCUGGAGGUCCGUUCUUAACCUGAAACUGUUCUUAACCUGAAGCACCACUUUAUCUAAUGGGGCCUCCCGCUGCCGCCGUGCCGCCACCGCACAAUUUCUGUUCUCAUCCUGAAGCAAAGUUCUUAACCCAAGGUAUUACUUCCAGGUUAGCGGAGUCUGUAACCUGGAAGUGUCUGUAACUUGAACCUGAAGCGUCUGUAACUUGAGGUACCACUGUACAGUGGUACCUCGGGUUAAGAACUUAAUUUGUUCUGGAGGUCUGGUCUUAACCUUAAACUGUUCUUAACCUGAGGUACCACUUUAGCUAAUGGGGCCUCCUGCUGCUGCCGCGCCGCCGGAGCACGAUUUCUGUUCUCAUCCUGAAGCAAAGUUCUUAAACCGAGGUGUUAUGUACUGAAGUUCUCACCCUGGGCCAGCAGGGGGAUACUGUAGAUAGUUAUGCAAAUAAGGGAUUGAAAGUGACGUUCAGUGAUUGGAUAGUUUUAGAAAAUUGUUACAGUUACGUUGUACUGGAGCUCUAUAUAAGCAGGCUGACUGAACCCUUCAGUUCAGUUCUGUUCUGGCCUGUGAAUAAACAAGAGCUGUUUGAAGAAUCGCUGUGUCGUCUGAUAUGUUCACCCACAACUUAACACGAGGUACUACAUCCAGGUUAGUGGAGUCUGUAACCUGAAGCGUAUGUAAUCCGAGGUACCACUGUAUUUGGAAUUGUAGACUGGACGUGUGGAAGGGGGGGAGCAGGACUGUGUCCUCUGCACCUGCCCCUCUGACGGCUGUGUGCUGACCAUCUGCUUCCAGGCAUAUUCGGUCAUGGCAUGAAAACCCUGACCGUGCAGGAAAUGAGUGGUAUUUUUCUGACGGCAACAUGACAUUUGUUUCCUUUCCUUCUCAUUUCCUUUUGGCUGCCAUUUAUAGGGGACUCCAUUAGUGCUUACCCUCACACGUCAAUUCUGAGGAUAAUUGCUCUUCUACAUAUGGUAGAUCAGAAGGCGAUUCAAGUUUGCAGCAUGCUAGCUGCUGAAUGAAUAAGCAGGCGACUGUCUUCUUUCGUCAGAUUUUGCUACAAAGGGUUUCCUCCCGGUAUUUGCGUCUUUUGAUUUUGCCCAGGUACGGUCUUUCAACAGGUUUGAUGCUCACACUAAUAAUUGCCUUCAAAGCGUUCUGCAAACCGCAGAGUUAUUUAUUUAUUUUAAUGGAUUUUAAUUACGUUGUGCAGUUUUGUGAUAAUUUAUUGCUUUAGAAAUGCAUUUGUAUUGGCCAGUUCCUUAACUCUUUCGCCUAAUUGUUUUGAAUUUAGUUGGGGAAUAUGGGCUUCAUUGACUCUUGAUUAAUCUUUUCUAAAUACGUUUGCAGCAGGAGCACAUAAUAUCAGAAAUGUAGCAGCACAAACAGCUUUAGAGUUUUUAAAAUAAAUUGCUAAGAAGUGGUGUUGGCAUGUUCUGUAGAUUCCCCUGUUGAGGACAACGCAAAGUACUGUUAGAGAUUUUGGGCUAAACCCUAGAAAUUAAUAAAUGCUAGGAUUUGGGGUUCUUUGUGAUAUGCAGGGAGAAUACAUACUGCCUGAGAGGAUUCCUGGGCUGCCUUAUGCAAACCAGUCUUGCUGGCAUGAGGGAAGAGCAAGUGUUACAAUAGAGAGACGUUGAGGGUAGUCAACAACUCCUUGUCCCAGGUAGGACCAGAGACUGGAGAUUUGGGAGGUUGCCAGGGUAACUGCUCUGAAGGCGGGCAAGAGGCUUCUGGGAAGAAGAAAGGGAGAGAUCCAUCUUGGGGAGGGUGAAGGAAGGACUGCCUGCGAUGCUCUGGGCCAUGCUGUAAGAUCUGGACCCCCUCCAAGCAGACCGAGGGUGUAAAUAAUAAUAAUACUAAUAAUAAUAAUAAUAAUAAUAAUAAUUAUUAUUUAUUUAUUUAUACCCCGCCCAUCUGGCUGGGUUUCCCCAGCCACUCUGGGUGGCUUCCAAUAAAACACUAAAAUACAAUAACCUAUUAAACAUUAAAAGCUUCCCUAAACAGGCGAAUAAACCCUAUUUCUUAAAGCAUGACGGUCUCCACCGUGUCUUCUAUUCUCCAAAGGGACACAGAUCCUGUGUUGGUGCCUGAGAUCCCAUGCACUCUUGCCACAGCUUGGCAGAGAGAGGGGCAGGUGCUGGGCUUUUGCAACAGUACGUUGGGAAUGAGUUCUAAAAUUCCCUGGCCUUUCAGUAUUCUGAGAAUGGCCAUUGCUAUUUUGUUCGGCAUCUAGGGUGUCUGUAGACUGUUGGUGUGGGUUUUUUUGUUUUUUGGUGAGAGGGAUUACAGUGCAUUCCUGGAGAUUUAGGGUUAGCAAUAAAAGUGGAUUGAAGCACUGUGAUGUCCAAGGACAGCAAAAACCCGCAUUUUAAAAAGGAAACAGACUUUUAUCAGUUAGGAAAGUGUCAGGGAAAUUCAUUGAAAAGUGUAGAGUGAAUACAGUGGUACCUCUGGUUAAGAACUUAAUUCGUUCUGGAGGUCCGUUCUUAACUUGAAACUGUUCUUAACCUGAGGUACCACUUUAGCUAAUGGGGCCUCCUGCUGCCGCCUCACAAUUUCUGUUCUCAUCCUGAAGCAAAGUUCUUAACCUGAGGUACUAUUUCUGGGUUAGCGGAGUCUGUAACCUGAAGCGUCUGUAACCUGAAGCGUCUGUAACCCGAGGUACCACUGUAAAUGAAGGGAAGACGUAUUAAACAUCAUGUAGGCAAAUCAAGAUAAAUGCCCUCUGUGCAAUUUUCCUGCAAAGAGAUUGCAGCGAAUGCUUUAUAAAGAUUGGGCAUAAUCUAGCCGUCGAAGCAUAUACCACGUCUAGCAGUUGUGGCUUCCUCCAAAGGUUCUUGGGAGCUGUAGUUUUUAAGGGUGUGGAGAGUUGUUAUAAGAGCUACAGUUCCCAGCACCCUUAACAAACUGCAAUUCACAGAAUUCUUUGGGGGAAGCCAUGUGACUCAAAAUCUGGAUGAUGCUGAAUAAACAAGAGCAAAUUUUGAAUUUGCCUCAGGCAGCAAAAACUCUUGGACCUGCCUUUACGACGGGUGUGAUGAGCAGUCUUGAAACCCCUGUAUCCCUUGCUAUUGAAACUGUCACAUUGAGCGUAUUUCAGUUGAGCUGUGCGGAAUGGUUGUACGCCCACCCCAACUCCCUGAGCAGUGGUAAUUUGUAAGGAACGCGCUUACUUGGGUUUUGUGUUUCUUUGUACGAAAAAUAUCAAUGAAGACUUAAUGUCAUCUUGCAAUACUCAGUACAGCCAUAUCUUGGUUCGCAAACGCCUUGCAAGUCAAAUGUUUUGGCUCCCGAAUGCCACUAACCCGGAAGUGAGUGUUCCAGUUUGUGGACGUUCUUUGGAACCCGAACAUCUGACGCGGCUUCCGUGGCUUCCGAUUGGCUGCAGGAAGCUUCUGCAGCCAAUCGGAAGCCACGCCUUGGUUUCCGAACAUUUUGGAAGUCGAACUGACUUCUGGAACAGAUUCCGUUUGACUUCCAAGCUACCACUGUAUAGAUGAAUCUGUAUACGUGUUUGUGUUUUGUGUAUGCAUGCACACAAACGACCCAUUAGCAGAGACAAGCAAGAGACACUCCUACUAGGGAGCGGAUCCACUACCCCACAUUAGAUCCUCAAGGAGGAAGGUGCUCCUUUUCCAAGCCUGCCAAAUGCUUUUACUGGAGGAAAGUGGGAUGUUUCACCUUUCCCACCCUAACAUUUCUGAGAAAUCUGUGAAUCAAAACUAGCCUUCCCGCAAUUGGCCUCAACAAAGAAGCAGUGAAUGGUCAUCGUGGGCCAUUAAAAAAAACCACCCACCCACCCUAUCAAUGUUCUUUUGUGAGAUCUCAGACUUUGAUCUGCCUUCUCUUUUUAAAGGAAAGCCACUGUGUGAUAGAGCUGGUUCUUGGACAGCAAAGCUGCAACAAUGCUCUGCUUUUGUGCCGCUUUUCUGAAUGAAUUUGGCCUUGUUUCCUAGGGGGAAACUUGCAGCAGUCUUGAUUUCUGCAUCUUUGGCUUGUCGGACUGACUAAGCCUCUGUUCAUUUUGAGGGGUGCCUUCUGGAGAGGGCAGCGGGUGGGUCUAAGCUCUCCCCCAACCUGCAUAUAAGAAUGUGACUCAUGCAGGUUCCUAUAUUCACUAGUAUGUAUGACAACAAGAGACGGUUUUAAACAAUUAAAAGGGGCUUGGCAUGCAGACCAAAGGCCUGUGUCCCAGGGCUUAAAAAAGGAGAGUGACUCUUUGACUUGUCUGGCGGUGUUUCUAUAUAAAGUCUGAGUGUAUAAAAGGCAGCAAAUUGAAACGCUUUUAAAAUAUGCUGCUUUUAAAGGCAGUGCCAAGCGCAGGCCUCUGAACCUUGUGAUUCUCCUUCCAUGCUGCACACGCCUUUCCUCUCUCUGCCCCCCCACCCCAUGCACACACUAAAAUCUGGAAUAAUUUGCAAAUGGGGAAUUGCUACAUUUUCCAUUGGGGGUGGGGGGUAAGGUAAUGGCUUUUGUUUAGACCCCUGUUUCACUUGACGGGCAGUAUUACAGUUGCAGCAUCCCGCGCAUGAAACAGACUUUCGAUUGUGCAAAUGGGACUUCUUCCCUUCUCCCCCUGUGUGUCCCCAAAAUCUCCUCUGGAAGGUUGAGGGACCCUCUGGAGCAGAUUGUGGGGAGGUGUGGGGUGGCGGGGCAGGGGGAGAAGAGGGAACAGGCUAUUACAUCUGCCGGUGGGACUCUGAACCUAGCCCAUUAUAAAUCCAACUGAUCUUUCUCUUUGAGAGAGUGGUUAGAAAUUACAAGCAGGUUUUAUUCUAAAGCGUUUACUUAUCUGCUGGAAGCAGACUUGGAAAGGAGGCUAAUGCAGCAAUGUCAUCUUAUCACAGAUUUCCUAGUAAUUUGCUGUUUGGGGUUGUGAGAAGCUUAAUCUGGCUACGCAAGUGUGGCGGCUUUGAGCUGAUCUCUCUCUAUCUUGCACCUCCCACAGCCAAAGCAAGUUCACUCAAGUCUCACUCCAUGACAUUGUCUGCUCUUAUCACCACUCAUUAGGAACGUGACUAGGACCCAGGAAUGCUGAAUGCCAGGUUCUGUCCACCCCACCCACAAAAAAUCAUGAUUGCAUUUUUUUAUUUUAUUUGGUUUGGUUUUGGUUUUUUGGGCCUUUAUGCAGCUAUUAACUGAGACCCCAUCCACACAGUACUUUUAAAACACCCAUUGCUCGGUCCCUGCUCCUGCCAACCUAGCAGUUCGAAAGCACGUCAAAGAGCAAGUAGAUAAAUAGGUACCGCUCCGGUGGGAAGGUAAAUGGCGUUUCUGUGUGCUGGUCUGGUUCGCCAGAAGUGGCUUAGUCAUGCUGGCCACAUGACCUGGAAGCUGUACGCUGGCUGCCUCAGCCAAUAAAGCGAGAUGAGCGCCACAACCCCAGAGUCGGUCACGACUGGCCCUAAUGGUCAGGGGUCCCUUUACCUUUACUUAUAGCAGUCAUGGCUCCCUCCUCCCCAAGAAUCCUGGGAACUUAAUUCCCCUCCUCCAAGCUACAAUUCCCAGCACCCUUAAAAACUUCAGUUCCCAAGAUUCUUUCAGGGGGAAGCCGUGACCGUUAAAGCGUUAUAAGAAGGACUUUAAAAUGUACUGUGCGGGUUGUGGCCUCGUGCUGGGAAUUUAAUAUGGGAAUAUUAGUUUGCACAUGCACUAUACAUUUAAAGCUGUAUCAUGCUACUUUAAACAGCUGUGGCCAAAGAGUUAUGGAAGCUGGAGUUUGUUAAGGGAGCUGAGAGUGGCUAGUUAGCAGAUCCCUAUUCCCCUCACACAACUAAAUUCCAGAGUUCCCCCGGGGAAGAGGGAUUGCUUGUUAAAGCGCUCUGAGAAACUCGAUUUAGAAGGCAUCAAACCAGGUGUGACUGGCUGCUUCGGGGGUGUCUCUCAGGCAUGUUGAAACAGAAACAGGACACCUUUCCAAAUGGUCCAUUUGACAGGUGCUGAGAUUAAUAGGGGACAUCUGUAGAAACUCCAGAAGCCCUGCAGCUGAUCACUGUCGUAUGGAGGAGGGGGAAGACCCCCCCCAAAUGGAGAGAGCUUGUGCUUAUUUCUUCCCUUCCCCUCCAGCAUUCCCCGAGUGAGAGAUUCCUUAAACCGCUUCCCUUUGGCGUUUUGCAGAACCCUCCUCUUGCUUAUCUGUGAUAGAUCACCGGGGCAACCGUUUUCCAGACCGAUAAUUGUGCAUCUUGCAGUAUAGGGGAAACAACUGGCCUGCUUCACAGUUCAAGCUGAAGUUGAGACGUGCUAAAGCAGAACCGCUGUAAAUACCCUGGAUUAGGGACAGGGAACCUUUUUCCAACUGAGGGCUGCAUUCUUCCUUCUAGACACCUUCCAAGGGCCACAUCUGGUGGCCGGCAGGGCUGGAGGAAAGGAAACUUUACCCUUUUACCUAAUUUCCUCACUCCCUCUUGCCCCCCCUCAUCCUCCAUCAAGAGAAGCAAGAGUCAUUGUCAGAGUUCAGGGAGGCAGGCCAGCCAGGUGAAAACCCUCAGGGAUGUUGCAAAGCAGGCCAGGGAGGGAGUGUGGCCUCUGGAGAGUCCCGAGGGCCAGAAAGUGAGGUGCUGAGGGCCGCAUUGAGGUUCUCCACCCUGUCUUGGGGCCAGGGCCGUCUUAAGCAUAUCCGGCGCCGUGGUUGAAAGAUCCCUCCAACGCCACGCCCCCUUUCCCAGAGUUGUCGACCUUUCCCCAAGCCUCUGUGGGGAUCGCUCUCCUCCUGCGGAGGCUUGGGAAGCAAGCUGCACGCCCGCCAGCCAUAUGGUUGGCGGGGCACAGCUGGUGGGCAUUUAGGGAAAGGGGAGGCCGCCGGCAAAGCUGCGCAGCUCCCCCACUCGCUGAGGCGCCCCUGAGAGGCCAGCGCCCUGGCGCAAUGUGCCAGUAAGCCCAAUAGGAAAGACUGUUCUGCUUGGGGCCUCUGAACAGGUUUUUUUUGUGUGCCACUGUGGCCGAUGGUCUCAUGCCCCUCUGUUCUUCAGUCUCCUGCAGGUGCCUCAGUGCAUUUGGAAAGGCGCUUCUGUUCUGUUUAGCCACUUGGAGGCAGUCCCUAAAAACUGCUCUGCAAACGUCUGCCUUCCUUCUAAGGAUCCUGUGCCUACCAAUGUCUCCUCUGUCGCUUUUAUUUUUGUGUGCUGUCUCUUCUUUCCUUCUCUCCUGCAUGUAAGCCUCACUCGACUGACCGUAAGCCUGAGGGCAGUGGGGCCUGUCUCUUUUUUUGCUUUCUGUGUGAAGCCAGGGAUGUCAGAAGGCAGCGGCUUCCAUCCCAACCUGUCUUUGUCACAACCUCACUUUUUCCAUCCUGCCGAAGUUUGGUUUCUGGCAAAUCCUGCAUCCUUCAUCUUGCUGCCUCUCUGUUUAAUGUAACUUAGGUAAUUAUGUGAGUUAUGAAUCUGAAGCAAUUAAUGGUGCAGUUAUUUCCACGCCGCUCAUUUCAGUGUAAGCAAAAUGUCAAAACAAUAAUUGUGUCCCCCCCCCCCCAAGUAUUUAAUUGCAUAUUGGCUGCGGACUUUAAAAAAACAAUGUGAGCAAAUACUGAUUGUGUCAGUCGGAUUGAUUUCCGCUCCAGACCUGGGACGAAAACGUGGGCAGCAGCAAUUUCUUCUUCCCUUUCCAUUUGCGAUGAAAUUCUUUGACGUCCCUGUGUGAAGUACCUAGUCCUAUUAAGCAUUCUAGAAAUAGUAGUAUCUGAACCAUUGCUGGGGAAUCUUAGCUUACAGCUUCUGUUCGCUCGUCCCUUCCAGAACUCUACAGUUCUUUUGUUCCUCUAGACUGAAAGCUCAUUUUAUCCUUUACUCCCUACUCACAGGACAAAUGGGGUCAUCAAGCAAAAACCAGAUCUACCUUGUGACAGGUGGCUGCGGUUUUCUGGGGAAAAAUCUGGUCCAGAUGCUUCUGAAGGAGGAGCCUGGCCUUGCAGAAGUGCGCGUCUUUGACUUGCACCUCGAUGAAAGCAUGCGACACCUGGAUAGAGGUAAGAUGCCCAUUCUCCUGGGUCACUCUUUCCUGUUCCUGCAGAGGUGUGGGUGUGGAUUCCACUUCCCCGAGGGUCUUGCACAGAAUGGGCAAAUACAUUUUGAGAGCGUCUCCAAAAAUCUCUCCAGAGAAAUGCCCAACUGGCCGUGUUAAAGGCUAUAGGGGAGGAUGUCGGGGCGUAUCCCCCAACAUUUCUCCAAUGAAAAUAGGGGCAUCCUAUUCCAUAACAGAAAGGGAUGCGGGUGGUGCUGUGAUCUAAACCACUGAGCCUCUUGGGCUUGCCGAUCAGAAGGCCGGCGGUUCAAAUCCCCGUGACGGGGUGAGCUUCCAUUGCUCGGUACCAGCUCCUGCCAACCUAGCAGUUCAAAAGCACAUCAAGUACCACUCCGGCGGGAAGGUAAACGGUGUUUCCAUGUGUUGCUCUGGCUUCACCAGAAGUGGCUUAGUCAUGCUGGCCACUUGACCCGGAAAACUGUCUGCGGAAGCGGACAAAUGCCGGCUCUCUCGGCCUGUAAAGCGAGAUGAGCGCCGCAACCCCAGAGUCAUUCACGACUGGACUUAAAUGUCAGGGGUCCCUUUACCUAUUCCAUAACAACAACAACAACAACAACAGCAACAACAACAGCAGCAACAGCAACAACAACAACAACAACAACAACAACAACGUUAUUUAUACCAUGCCCAUCUGAUUGGGUUGCCCCAGUCACUCUGGGUGGUUUCCAAAUUAUAUAAAAACACUAAAAAAACUUCUCUAUGCAGGACUGCCUUCAGAUGACUUCUAAAGGUAUAGUUACUUAUCUCCUUGGCUUGGGGUGUGGUUGCCUAAUGCCACACCUUCCAACAUUUCUCCGAUGAAAAUAGGGACAGCCUAAGGAAAAACGGGAUCAAAUCAGAAGCCAGGAUGGGUUCUGUAAAUCCCGGACUGUCCCUGGAAAACAGGGACGCUUGGAGGGUCUGCCAGUGAGGUCAUCCAUAUCUUGGCAUCCCUCAAUGCUCACUGCUCCCAAAUGCUGGAGAACCCCCAGGUUCCACUGCCCCUGGUAUGGCCUGCAAUAAUAUCAUUAUGAUAUCAGCAUAGCUGCCUCUUGUGUUUUCUUUACUUACCCCACUUGCAUUACUGCUGGUGGGAGGUAAUAAGUUCACCACCACUGCCAGUAUUUCUAGGAAAUUUACAUUCACAGAAUUAAAGUGGAUUAAAGAGCCCUGGUGCAACAAGUCCACUUUUUUACAAUUAAAAACAUUUACCUUCUCGUGGUUAAGAAAGCGAUGGGGAAAGUCGCUAAGAAGCGUGGGAUAAAUUAUUGGUUAGUGGGAAGGCUUGUAACCACCGCACAAAGAAAUUAGGAUAAAAUCUGACUGUCGUAUAACCUCCCCACAAACAAAUCAGAACGAAUGCUCGGUAAAGACUGGACUUGGAUACUUGAGAUAUAUAUGGUCCCGCCGUAUACCUGUGGCUGCAACUUGUUUAGAACUGUUUUCAGUGUUGAAUUUUAAAAUUGCUGUAACUUGCCCUGGUACAUUAUGGUGAAGGUCGGUUAACAACAAUGACAGCACCUGCUGUAUAAGCUCUGUGCAAUUAAAUAUAGAUGAAUGCUGGAAUAAAGUCCUCUGAAGGUGCCCUAAAGGUGAGGUAUGAAAGGGACCCAUGACGUGUUAGAGCUGGUGUGAACUGAAACUGGCACCAUCCCAUGCCCCUGCUGUGCUUGCUGGGGCUGAUGGGAUUUGUAGUUCAUCAACAUCUGGAGCACCAAAGGUUCUCCACAUCUGCUAGCGUGUGGCGGGGACUAAAAAGCUAACUUUCUAAAAAGCCCAACUGUGUUUCUGAAAAUCGGUGGAGUUUUGAAACAGUUAUCUUCUUUAGAAGUCCUUGGCUUCUAAGGCAGGUUUCCCAGUUGAGCCCCAGCUUAACAUUUAUUUCCCUGGUUAUAUAAACAGGAGGCUGAAAUAUUUUCCAUCUUGGCAACCUUUGUCCACCUGAGAGAGUUUCACAGAAAUCAGCCCAUGUAGCGCUAAGUUUUAUUCAUUUUUCUUGGACGGUAACCCUCCCCCCCGCCCUGGUGUCUAAAAGGACUCAUAUGUUUCAAGGUCUGAAGGUGUGUGACCUUUAAAAACACAUUUUCCCCUCCAAGUAAAAAAUGAGCAGUCUCCACAAGAAUGUUGGAACUUAGCAGCUAGAAACCCUAGGAAUGUGGAUGGCAGCCAACAGCACAAUAAGUCUGUCUCUUUUUUUUCAGUCCUUGGCAUCUAAUUCACAUGUUGCAGAGCAGUCUUAUGUUUGGUUGCUUGGCAAUCAAAUCCUAGUGUUCAAUGAGCCUUACUCAUGAGUAAGGAUGGCCUGGUGAAACAUGGGACCAAUGCACCUUUAAUUGUUGUUGUUGUUUUACACAGCUGUUAAAGGUCUGCUUUUGCAUCUCUCUACCCAAGCAAGUGUGUUCUAAAAGGUUGCAGCUCCAUCUGUGAAUGUUUUUACACCUUGGUGUUACAGUACUGGGUUAACUGCAGCUGAGUUUGGGAGGGUGCAGAACACAAACAUAGAUGGCGGGGGGGGGGGCGGAGGAGAGAGAAGAAGAAUUGCUCAUCUUUACUCGAUUAAAAAAAAAUUAUGUCCCGCCUUUCAAAUUUAAAAGUUUAAAAGUUAGCUUACAAAAAAAGAAUAGAAAAGAAAAGAAAAGAAAAGAAAAGAAAAGAAAAGAAAAGAAGAAUCUUUGGUUAAAAACAAAUAGCCUUUGUAAGAUAGAGCUAAACAUAAAGCAGCCUUAAUUGAAACUAUCCUGGGAAUCUGAAUGAAGGUAUUGAUUGAUUGAUGACAAUUUGUAUACAUUGUUUAAAUUCAAAACAAAAACUCUUUACAACUUUAAAACAAAGCCUUUUACAACUUAGGCUAAAUGCAACUAGAUAAAAUGCCAGAAAUUUAUACAUUCCAUAAAACACAAUCAACAACUAAACAGAGCAUCUUUUUUUUUAGUAUCAAACAUUACAUGCGAAAACACAAGGAAAAUUCAUUGAAAACAUAGCAGGUCUACUAAACAAAAUAUCCUCCAAGCAUCAGGAAAGUGAAAUACUAUGCAUGAAAACCAACUAAAAAGUAUAAAUUCCACCCUUUUAAAGGGUUGGUGUAUCGCUCCCUAAAAUAGGGACCCUUGACUCUCCUCAUGGUGCUGGACUGCAGCUCCCAUCUUCCCCGACCAUUGGGCAUGCUGGCUCAGGCUGCUGGGAGUUGGGAGUCCCCAACGACACGAAGAGGGCUAACUUUUCCCUGUUGUAAUAAGUUAAAGCAACCAGUUUGGAAAUAAAGAAAGGUCCUGAGUCAGGAAGCUGCAUCUUUUGUACCCCUCUGGAAAUCCUUUUGUGGGUGCAAGCAAUUGUCACGUAAGGAAGGGAAAGUUCCUGAGAGCAAAAUGGAGGCGAUGCUCUGAGAUGCUACAACUUGCGGGUAACAGCAUCCAGCCCGUGAGUAGUUCUCUCCCUGGAACAACCGGCCAGGAAGCCAGCCAACAUGUGGCGAGAAAAUGUGCCUGUGCGGUUCUCGGGGAGGAAGCUUUGGAGGGCAGGAUAGGGCCACCAUAACACUCUGUUCCCUCACGUUGAUUCAACUGGUACAGGCCCAUUUUCCUCAUGUGUGGUGCGCAGCUCGCUGUUGACCUUCAAAGCUGUUCCCUGCAAGAUGCAGAGGGUGUGGUGGCGAUGGUUUAUUCCCAGGAAAGCCACCCUCCCAACCCCCCAAAAAUGAGGGGUUUUGUUGGCAGGGUUCAAGAAGACCACACCCACACAUGGAAGUGUUUUUUUCCGAGCAUGGACCUCCAUGCGAGAGCGUGCUCCCAAUCCCGUUGUUGGGCUGUGCAGCGAAUGGUACAGAGCCAGCCUUGGCUGUGGAGGAGCAGAUGAUCCAAACGCCGUCCACUCCAGCUGGUUGCAAUUCACUCUCUUUGCCUCGUGCCUGGCCCGUGUCCUUUGGCGGAACUCGCGUGCGCUGCCAAAAUCUCUUUGCAAAUAGCACUCAGUAGCAAGCAGCAGGGCAAAAACAGGAAUCUGAGAAACAAGAAUUGAGAAGCGGGAGAGGGGGUGGGGUGAGGUGGAGGGAAGGAAGGGCUUGCCUGGGGAUUUUUCCCCGAGAGAAGCCCAGUAGCAACCUCGGCCUCAUAUCCUUCUGGGUCCAAGGUCUCUUCUGUGUUGGUUUCAGUCCAGCGUAAACAAGGCCUGACCUUGAAAGCACAUCUGAUUUGAUUUGAGGAAGCAACGAGACAAUGAACUUUCACCGGUUUCUAGCGGCAAGGAUGCAGUUUGACCAAGGGAAGGAGGUGUUUUGGGGAGAAGAAAAGAGGCUAGCUUCAGAGCCAAGGGCAUGUUUUGCCAAUAGUUAAUACAAGCAAAAUGUCCCUCCUGAUGAGGUGUGGGCAGUGGGAGGCAACACCAAAAGUUGGUGAAGUUGCAUGGUCUUGCUUCUCUGCUUUGGCAGGCUCAUUGUGGCAGGGAGUCCCAACACCUCCCUGGUGGUGAGCCCCAUCUGCCUUCUUCCAAGCAGGUUGCUGCUUAUUAUACCUGUAAAAAGUGGUCUUGCUAAUGUGAAGGGGAUGGGGGGGGGGGGCGGAAUUGUCUAAGGCCAUUCGCAAGGCCUCUGCAGGGAGAAAAUGUGAGUUUCCGUGGAUGUCAACAAAGCUAGAGGUCGUUUAUGGUACGUGAAAGUGAUAGGAAUAAAGAGGAGACUUCUGUGAACAUGUGCAAGUGUUUAUUUCCCUUUCCCGCUAAGGCCCCAUCUGCACUAUUCAUUUCAAAGCAGUGUCAUCCCACUUUAAACAGUUGUGGCUUCCCCCAAACAAUCUUGGGAACUGUAGUUUGUUAAGGGGGCUGAUAGUUGUUUGGAGGCCCACAGUUACAGUUCUUUUGAAUUCCUUGACAAAAGGGGUUAAUUGUUAAGCCGCUCUGGGAAUUGUCACUCUCUGAGGGGAACUCUUCGGCACCCUGAACAAACUACAACUCUCAGCGCUACAGUUCCCAGGGUUCUUUGUUGGGAAGCCAUGACUAUUUACAGUGUCAUGAUGCUACCUUGAAUGUGUAGUGCAGCUGGGGCCUAAGAGAUGCUUCAUGUGCCACAUUUUUCUCUUUAUCGGAAAGAAAAAAGCUAGGGUGUAUUUGAUAUAUGCUGUGGAUUAGCAACUGGGAAUCCUUGGGCCAAAUCUGGCCUUCUGCCAAUUUAGAGGGGAAAGGGCUAGAAAGAAAGUGGUACCUUGCAAGAAUAUUAAUUCGCAAGCAGCUAAUUUAAGUAAUAGGGGCUGAGGCAUUUCCCAUUGCCAGGUACUACUCCUCGCUCCAGUCUUUGUGACCAGGACUGAGUGAGGAGGGAGUGAACCAGUGCCACAACUUUUGCUUUGCUCAAGAAGCCAGUGCGGAACAUGGAUAUUUGUUCCUGCAAUGAAACAAAUGCUUCACUGUGUGUGGAAUUGUCUUGGUAUAUAGGAGAUGUUUCGUCCCAUGAGGAGCCAAUGCCCAACAUCCUGGGGGCCAGGAAAUACCCUGAGAAGCGGCUUUGAUGCUGCUAAUGCAAAGCAGGCUUCGGCCUGGUGGUUGCCAGGAUGGGCGACAGCUUAGGAGCUCAGCUGGAGCCACUCGGAGUGCUUUCUCCUCCUAAAAAUAAAAUAAGAAUAAAAAGAGUUGGGUAUAAAUAAAUAACUGGGAAGGGUGAGAAUAUGACUCUAGUCCCUUCCCGGAUGCCUCCUGGUGACCUCUCCUUGGUAAUGGCUCUUUCAAGUUCCAGAGAAUUGAGUUUCCAGCACCACAUUUAGAAGGGAAAAUGAUUUUGACAGCCAGCUAAGUGACAGGCGGCCAGAAAGCAUCUGGGCAGGAAGAAGCGGAGAAGCGGGAAAUUGCCUCCUGUCAAGGCCUCACAUGACGUAAAGGGAGGCAGACAGGAGUGAACUGCAAGGCCCCAAGGUCCCUGGGUGAGUGGGCAAGCAGGUUGAUGGAGACAGGAAGGGCGACGGGUGCCCUGGCCAUUCAUUCCUGGCAGGUGUUUCGCAGCAGAUGCCAUCAUGGCAGGAUUUCCUGAGAGGGUUUCCUGCCUAUGAAAUGCAGGAGAGAAAGAGAGGGAGGCACUUGGUGAACUUGGUGUAACCCAUUAGAUCCCGUUCCUUCCUGUUCUCCCUGCCUGCCACGUCUCUCAGACCUGUUGCAAGGCUUCAAAAAUUAUCACGGAUAAAACCAGCUGCCCAGGAAAGAACACCAAAGUUCGCUUUCCAUCCCGUGGUGGUUAGCCUGAGAAGCAAGUGGGUCUUGAAGGUGACAAUAGCCAUAAUAGCUGUUGCAUUUAAGAUAUAAUGUCACCGCACAUGGCAUACACCGCAAGUGUCUUGGCAAAACCAGGACAUCCCAUUUUUUUCUUGCAAGAGAACGGUGGCUGCCCUCUAACUGGAACAGCUUUUCCAGAAAGAUGAGUUGGCUCAUGUACAGCAUCAGAUUUCUUUGUGAAACUGUUCUCAUCUGUCUUCUUAUAUUCAUUUAUUUUUUAAAUUGUUCUACACCGCUAGGAUAUUUGCUAAUGUUUGGUGGUCUGUCAAUUUUCCAAAUAGAAUUCUUGUCUGGUAUGCCCUCUAAGCUUUCUGUGACAAGCCCCAUCCAUAUGUCCCUUCAGUGUGACCAAGGCUGUCCUUGUGGCAUUUUAAAAAACUGCUCCUAAAACUAGACAAAAGAAAAGUGGUUGUGAGAGGGGCCGAUGGCUCAAACAACACUGUUUCUUGUUCCAAGGAAAACUUGACAAAACAACAUUAAGCCCAGGAUGUUUUUGUAAUCUCUUGUCACGUUUGCUUAUAUGAUGACCUUGCUGUGCUGAAACAAAGGGAGAGGCAGAAGUGUUUCAAACAAUACCUUAUUAUCUUAGUGCUAAUCCAAUUGUGGGGCCGAUUGGCUAACAGCUGUGACAUCAAGAACACCUCCCCCUCCCCCUAUAUAUAUAUUUUAAAACCUCCCUUCUUUUUAUUUUAAAUGUAUAAGGCCGCACGUAUUAUGCAAUGCUUUUUGUGUGUGAAAGCAAAAGUAAAGAAUGCCUGAGGUGUGCAAGGAAGGUAGUUUGGUGGCUAACUUAACUUUUGGAUCCUUAAGAAGGCAUAACUCUGAUGCAAAUUGUAAAGCCAGCAAGAAGUUGAUCUUAUGCCAUGCUUGACUUUGACUUCCUGUUGAAAUGUUGAAGAUUUUCUUCACUCAAUAGGUGGGCACAGUAAGUAAAGAAGUGGAAUAUGCCCCACGUUAUGGGGCAGCUAAAUAUGGGCCUUGGGGGUGUUGUUUCUAGAACGUUUACCCUUCUGGGUGUCCAAGUGCAGAGGAGACCUUUUGAGCUGAGGGUGGGUCUGCAAUUUCUUGCAUUUUCUCUUCUCCGCGUUAUUCUCUCUAGGAAACGUGGGGCAGCAGAGAAUGGUGCCAAGUGGUGACAGUGUGGUUUCUAACCCACCCCCCAGCCUUGCCUGGACAAAAGACAGUGCUAUUUCUAGGAAGGGGUGGGGAGAAAUUAGAUUCAGCUUGCACUUAAAGGCAAAACUGCUUAAUUCACACUUUCUAAAACAAUGUGCAAACCGAAGCACAGCCACCGCUUGAAAUUCACACAUCUCCGAAUUUUGCAGUGCAGUUUUCCAGCCAAGUAAUGUGUACAAAUAUGUAGAUGUUAAGGUACACAUAUAUUAAUCAGAAAGACAUGCAAAAUGCAUUAUGUUAGGGGAAGUUGCUUUACAAAGAUGUGUAUAUUAUUCCAUACCAAAGGGGUAUAUUAGGAGGCUUUAGUUGUCUGUCUCGGGAGACAAUGGAGGAGUGCGUCUUGGGGGCUGAGAAGAUAGCAAUAAAAACACUGUUUAGUUUUCAUGAGGACUUAAAUAAUAAAUAUGUCCACAAACCAAUGUGGGAAUGUGGAGAGCUACGGUAAGCACCAAGAUGUGGAAAAUGAGAAAGAGAAACAGAAAUUAACUCAUCCGCCUAACCCUCUUUCUGGGAUGAGGCAUUUAAUUAUAUAACCAGGUAUUUGGCUUUGUUGUUUCUCAACAGCCUGCCGUAGAAGUGUGUGGUGCUUAUCACUCAUAAGGAAGAUUCUCCUAAGUUGUUUCGACUCAUUCAGUAUUCAGGAAUGCCUCGGUAUUGCCACAGGGCGGAAGUGGGAAGGUUUGCCAUCAGCACACAACUGAAUCCCCUCCUGAAUUCAGUGAUGCAAAUCAAAAUAGAAAUUUGCCCAAAGGCAAAUUGCUGAAACACAUCGCUGUUUCCAAGCUCCGGUUUUGCAUCCAACGAUAUGCUUUGCGUGUGUAGAAGAUCCAGGUUCGGUCCCUGUAGCCUCUAGGCAGCCCACGAUGUUUCUAUCUGGGGCGUGCAUAAGGACAGCUAUGGCUCUCAAUGAUUUUCCAAUCGUUCGUAUGGGCAGGGCUAGGAGCACAAAGUUCUGCAGGGUCCCUGAUGCCACCUUGCUUCUCCUCCCUCUGUUGGGGGCAGGGAGGAUGAUGAGAAGGGGAGAGACGUGGACCUGUUUGUGUUUAGUAUGUUCUUUCCUAAUGAAGAAACCAAGGUAGACUUGAUUACAUGGGUUUUUUUGGUUGAUGGAUUUGUCCCCGGUUCCCUGCUACCGCCUUUUCUCUCUGACCCAGGUAGCAACCAAAAGUCCCAACUCACCUCUCUCUCUCUCUCUCUCUUCUCGUUCUCAAAAACGAAGUGACUCUGAUCCAGGGCGACAUCAGCAACCUGGAGGAUGUGAAGGCAGCCAUGAAAGGAGCCCACCUGGUCAUCCACACUGCCAGCCUGGUGGAUGUUUGGGGCAGAGUCUCACCUGAAAAGAUCACUGCGGUCAACGUUCAAGGUAGGAAUUGAAAGACUACCCAUUCAGCCUCUUUCCUCCGUGGUCCAGAGGAAGUCACCCUGCACAUUACAGGACCAAGGAGAGCACCACAACGGCCUGGUUCACACAUAAUGCUAAGCCAUGGUUUCUUUCACAAAUCAUGAGUUAACCGUGAGUUUGUCAAACAAACCAUGGCUUGUUUCUCCAACAUUUGUUUUGUUCUUGUCUUGUGGAGUUUAGUGAGUGUCCAGGGUGACUUCAACAAACCAUGGCUAAGGGAAUGGUGCUGGGUUUCCAUAUAACGCCAGGCUGUAGUUAUAGCAAAACAAGCCAUGGUUUCAGAUUGUGGUUUGUUGGCAACAAGGAAACCAUAGGUAAGCUUCUGGCAGGGUUUCCACAUAAUAAUAAGCCAUGCUGUAAUAAACAGUCUCAUAAACCAUGGUUUAGUGUUAUGAGGCAAGCAAGAUGGGCAAAGCUACUUGUCAGAAAGGUGGCUGGGGAGGUUGCUCAAGCCAGUGAACCAGGCCACGUUCCAGAGGAAGGCCUUCAUUUCCAAACCAAGAGGUGCUGGGGCCAAGCAUACCACAAUGUAUUGUCAUCCAGCCUUGACCUGACAUGGCAGGGCUCUUCUUACCCUCUUACGUUACCAAGGAAAGGUCUGGAUUUUUAAGAAUCGCUUGAUGGGAAGUGCUAAUAUUUCAGCCUGUCUUUCUAGAAGAUAAAAGCCAAAUAUUUUGAAGGGAGCAACGCCAGCUUUUGCCAAGUUAAUAAAUCUGUUUUUCAGGAGGCUGGCGGGGGUGGUUGAAGACUGUUCUGUGAAAAACGUAAUAAGAAUUGCUAAAUAAAAUUGCAAUGGAAAGGAAAAUAUUACAACUGGGAAAUUAGCCUUGCUGUAUACAGAAGGAAAACAGAAAGAUUUCUCUGAAACAGUGCUGUUAAGCCUUUCCAAGAACUAGCUGGCUAAUUCCUCUAAAGUAGGCUUGGGAGACCCUGUGGCUCUCCAGCAGUUGCUGGACUCCAACUCCCAUCAGCCUCAGCUAGCCUGGCCAAUAGACAGGAAUGCUGGUAGUUGGAGUCCAGCAAUACAUGCCAGGCUUGCAGGUUCCCCAGCCUUGCCCUAAAGCAGGGUUUCCCAAAUGUGGGUCUUCAGCUGUUUUUGGACUACAACUCCCAUCAUCCCUAGCUAGCAGGACCAGUGGUCAAGGAUGAGUGUUUCCAGGUUCAGGAAGCCACUAUCUCAUGUGGGUCUCCUGCCCCACAUCCCGGAGGCUGAAGAACAGGCUCUGGUUACUUAAGGGGAGAGGCAGUUUCCCUCUGCGUAUGCUCAGAUACCCUCUUACCAUUAUUGCAGCUUCAUCUUUUUUCAGAGGCUGAGCCCUGGCGCCACAGGCAGGGGAUCAAGCCUAGCUGGGAAGCAUGGCCUGUGAGGUUAAAUCCUGUGUUGGCUAUGCACACCCAUUCCCAACAGGGAACAUGGGCAUGUAGCCAAGGCAGCAGGAUUAUACUCCCCGCUUGUCAGGGGGGUUAAAUCCUUCUGGGAGCAAGAUUUAAUCCUCACCCAUCAGCUGCUCAUCAGGCGUUAAAUCCUGGAAUGAGGAAGGGGUUCACAUGGAAAUCCCUGCUAAAACCAAGGUUCCCCUCCACACCCCCCCACCUUGGUCUGACUUGAUAGAAGGCAGAAUCCCAUGUCCUUCCCUCUCAUCUCUGCGGCAACUGGGUGGUACAUGAGCAGGUCAGCGCCUGAGCUGAGAUGCUCCUUCCAUUUCCCCCCCUUUGGCUUUACAUCAGAUGCUCCUGGCUGAGGGCGUCUGGAAAGGAAACAACAGGAAUGGAUUGCCACGUUUUUUAAAGCACCAUCACUCAUCCUUUCCUUCUGGCAGCCUAAGAGGAAAAGCUGUGUCCUGUCCUGUCAGACCUUCCUAUUCCACCAAACUUUAAUAGCUGGUUCUGACUCCAUGGCCCAAAAGUGGUUCCAUUUGGGGUGGAGUGUUUGUUUGUUUGUUUGUUUCUUUGGGAAAGGGCUUUGAGGUUUUUGGGGGAAACUCCCUGUCGGUUACUGAUGUAAAACCGACCAAGGCAGAGAUGAGUCAGGAACAAGGAUAAUAACGUCCAUGUGUGGGCAUUCCUUUUAAUUUAUGAACGUCCGCUGCAUUUGCCAGGGAGUAAAGAGGCCGGCAGGGAGGGCCUGUGAGGUCUGGGAUGAAAUUCCUGCCAGUACAUGAGAUGCAAAGGCCCAAGUAUCUAUGUAUUUCAACAUUUUCUCUCACGGGCUAAAACAGGUGCUUGUUAUUGCACAACAGAAAGUGGGCUGAUCCGCUUGCACAACUGUCAGGUAUUCUGGAAGAGGAUGGGUUGAGAACAGGGUUGGGGCUGGGUUGGUCUUCUUUUCCAGAUGAUUUGUUGUAUUUCUCUUCCCCGCCGCCUUCUUUUAUCUGUACAACAACCCUCUGAAGUAGAUCGGACUGGGACAGGCUGGCUUCAUGCCACACAUAAGGCCAAGCCAGACUGUGGCUUAGCGAGAGUGAGCUAGUGUUAAGGUACAGUGCUACCUCGGUUUACGAAUAAUGAACGAAUUCCUAUGCCCCACAAAUAACCCAGAGAUGCAUUUUAAAUAAAAGGACUCAUUCUACUCAUGUAAAAACACGCUGAUUCCCGGACUGUCUGCGGGCCGGAUUUAGAAGGCGAUUGGGCCGGCUCCGGCUCCCGGGCCUUAGUUUGCCUCCCCAUGUUCUAGUGGUCAGGGAUGAUGGGAACUGGAAGGGACCAUGUUCUCUGCCCCUGGGUUAUGUGGGCACCAUGGGGUUCUUUGGCUGGCCGAGAGGUGUGGCUUAUGUGUCUUCUCUCGCUCUCUCUCCUUUCUCCUCUUCUGUUUUCCAUUGUUUCGGCACAGGAACUCAGAACGUCAUUGAAGCAUGUGUGACACAAGGAACUCAAUAUCUGAUUUACACCAGCAGCAUGGAAGUGGUGGGGCCCAACGCGAGGGGCGACCCCUUCUUCAGGUACGGGCCUCACCUGGGGCUUCCGGCAUCUCUGCCCCGGCUGCCUGUGCUCCAGCGUGUAUUGCUGGGCUUCCUUCCCCUUCCACGGCACAGACCUGUCUCCUUCUCAGUCUGUGAUUAAGGGCAGGCGAGUUCUUCCUCUAACUUCAUUUUUCCUUUAGAAAGCCCACCCAUCUUUCAGAACUAUAGGUGGUUCUCUCCCCCUGCCCCUUUUUAACCUUGCAACACCCCUGUGAGGUAGGCUAGGCUGAGCCAGUGGGAACUGCAGCCAUCCUGUCAUUGGGAGGCACUUUUGAUAAAGCGAUGUGCCUAAAGCGCUUGUGUUCUCUCUCAUACACAUAUACACCCAGAGCCCUGAUAUCCACAGCAGGGAGUUCCCUCUGGCUUUGGUCCAGGCCAGCAGUGGUUCCUCCCCUGUGCAAGGGCUUCCCCCGUGCCCUCCCUAGCAACAUCACAACAACACAUGUGCACAGCAACGGUAACCCUGGAGAUGGGCAAUGGAGAUAUAUUAUAUAUAACAGCGCUCCCUCCAUGGCAAUAUUUUGUUCCUGUUUCUAACACUGUGCAUGCACCAUGCAUUUAAAGAAACUUCCCCUGCCGAAGGAUCCUGGGAACUGUAGUCUGUUAAUGGUGCAGGGGAUUGUAGCUCUGUGAAGGGAAAACCACAGUUCCCAGGAUUCUUUGAAAGAAGCUUGGAUGGCUUUAAGAGAGGAUCAGACUCAGUGGCUCUCAAUGGCUAUGUCCUGCCUCCACAGCUGGAGGAAGUUCACCUCCGAAUGCUAGUUUCUGGGAAUCGCAAGAGGGGAGAGCACGGUGUUGUGCUUGGGUGCUGCUUUCAGGCUUCCCAUAGGCUGGCCAUGGUGGGAAGAGGAUGCUGGAGUGACCCAGCAGGGCUGUCCUUCCAUUCUUAAGCCUUGCGCAGUUCCUUGAAUGUGCUUUAAAUGUACGGUGUGUGGAUGCAGCCUAAAUUGCCACUUCCACUAAAGCAGGAGAUUGGCAGUUUCUUGUCUGCAAACAUUAAAUCGCCUCCUUUGUCUGUAAACACAAAACGUCUCGGUGCUGAAUAUUUUGGCCCGGGGCAAGGAAAGAAAAUGGAGAAACUCAGACAGCUGUCUGGUAUGUGUGUGUGUAAGGAAUGGGACAUUAAGCACCCAUAAUCCAUCCUUCUCCUCGAAGAGUGCUGAAAACAUGCAUGGAUUCCAAGUUCCCAACCUUUAGAGGCCCAUUUGCAAAUCUUAAAAUGUAUCAUAGGCACCAGAGAAUGCUGGCUUUACAGAGGAAAAACUGGCAAUGCCUGAAACUGCCCCUGCCCCUACAAAUCAAACAGAUGAAACACACCCACCCACCAAAACAACAACACACACAGACAGAAAAGCAGGAAAUGCCUGCAACUGAGCAAUUCCUAAAAGCCAAACUCAUUUUAAAAAACAACAUUAACUAGGGAGGAAUCAUAGAAUUGUAGAGUUGGAAGGGACCUAGAGGGUCAUCUAGUCCAACCCCCUGCAGAGCAAAGGGCACCAAUUUGGGGGACCCCCAGGUUACACAAUAGCACCUCCCUUGGAUUCUCCCACCCCUACCAGUCAAAAGGAAGCUUGUGAUGUCCAUGCGCUGCAAUAAAAAGAUGCCUCCCUGGAAUGAUAUGAUGGAAUUCUGGGGUGGGUGGUCUUUGUAGGGGGUAGGAUUUUGCUGUUGUUGAGGAAGUGAGGGAAUAAUCAAGUAAUAAGUUUCAGCUUGCAAUAGGAACUGGGAAAUGCUGCAGCUUUAAUGCACAUUUAUUAAAAGGUAUAAAUAAAUGCACAUUAAAGUUGCAGCGUUUCCCACUGUGCUUUUGCAACGCUGGGAGAAACAAUACUCUUGCUUCUACCUGUCUCUUUUUAGAUGCAGGCACCUUGCCCUGCACUUGACAGUGGCCUCUGUACCAUCAUAGCACAGUGCAUUGGAGUUAAUUGAACAAAACUGAAGUAUAUUGAGGUACAUUAUUUUGUAGCAGAGACGGAAAAGGAUGGGUCUGGCAGGUGGGGCUUCUGGGCUCUCUUUCUCUAUGUUGAAGUAUUGGGUUCUGAUUCCCUGUGGCAUGUUCCUCUUCUUUGCAGGGGAAACGAAGACACCAAAUAUGAGGUUGUUCACACCGAGCCUUACCCGGUUAGCAAAGCCAAGGCUGAGCGGUUGGUCAUCGAAGCCAAUGGACGAGCGGUGAGUCAGGCUCCCCUUCAGCCCACGUUUCGAAUGGAACAAAGAACCUUAAAAGGACUAACAGAUUUAUUAGGACAUAAAUGUUCAAGAGCCAAAACCCACUUCCCCAGAUCCGUGGCAUGAACCCUUCGCCUCUGUCGGCCAACUAAGAACAAUUUAUGCAUAUACAGUGGUACCUCGGUUUAUGUACUUAAUCCGUUCCUGAAGUCCGUUCUUAAACCAAAUCCAUACUUAAAUCGAGGCGUGCUUUCCCUAAUGAGGCCUCCCACUGCCGGUGCCCUUCCACUGUUUGGCUUCCGUUCGUAGAUCGAGGUAAAGUUCACAAACUGGAACACUACUUCCGGUUUUGUGGAGUUCAUAAACAGGACUGUUCGUAAACUGAGGUACCACUGUAAUGAUGUAGGCUGCUGUCAAUUGAAGUUUAUGUGCCCCAAUAACUCAAUUAGUCUCUUACAAGAGUUUUGUGGCCUCUUAAAAGUGCAGCAAGAUGUCCCCUCUGCAGUGUAUUUACGACACUCUUAAAACCCACCCUUUCUCUCUACCCUCUAAUGAGCUUGAGUGCACAUAGCAUUUCCUUAUCUUUCUGAUAAUCCUGUGUGGUAGUGUUAUUUAGUCAUUCUCGUUUUGAUUUGUAUACGACUGUGACCAUUCCUGCUGCAUUCACCCUGGUUCACUUGCAGGGUGUUUACUUCUUGUUAGUCAUUUGCUUGGGACGUGGGUGGCGCUGUGGGUUAAACCACUGAGCCUAGGGCUUGCCGAUCAGAAGGUCGGCGGUUCGAAUCCCCACGACGGGGUGAGCUCCUGUUGCUUGGUCCCUGCUCCUGCCAACCUAGCAGUUCGAAAGCACAUCAAAGUGCAAGUAGAUAAAUAGGCACCGCUCCGUCAGGAAGGUAAAUGGCGUUUCUGUGCGCUGCUCUGGUUCGCCAGAAGCGGCUUAGUCAUGCUGGCCAAUAAAGCGAGAUGAGCGCCGCAACCCCAGAGUCGGUCACGACUGGACCUAAUGGUCCGGGGUCCCUUUACCUUUUACCUAGUCAUUCGCUCACUCUGCACCUUCCAAACUGCUUAAAAAGUCAAGUUUCUUUUUUCCAGAGUGGGUUUGUUGCAGCUAGGGGAGACAGAGCCCUUUGAUCCCCAUACCUCAACUUGAAUCCCUCCAGCAAAAUGCUUGACCCCCCGGAGGCUCCUCUACCCCACAUGCGUCACAGUGGGGGUGGGGGGUGGGAAGGGAGCCAGGUCCUUGGUGGCAGGGGAAGCUAACGGGUUUUCUCCACCUCCUCUUCUGUGCCACCAGGUGGAAGGAGGGAAGCAGCUGGUCACUUGCGCUCUCCGGCCAACUGGCAUCUAUGGGGAGCACCACCCACUGAUGAAACAGUUUUACGAGAAAGGGCUGAGCACCAAAAAGUGUCUUAUCCGAGCCGUCCCAGCCUCCACUGAGCACGGCAGGGUCUAUGUUGGUAAGUCUCGCAUGCACGCUGUGCGCCAUUCUUGAACUCCGAUGUCACCAUGAACUUUAGAUGCCUUUGCACGCACUCCCUCUGGUCCUUUAUAGCCAAAGCCCCAGAGAAGCAAGAUGGUGUUGCUGCUUUUUAUCAAAACAAAUAAUCUUUCCCUCCUGGAAUGCUUUGCUUCUUUACCCAUGACUAAAGCAAAUCAAGAACACCAGAGCCUGUGUAUUAAUGUUUAGCAGUCGGACCUCUUGAAUUCUUUUUCCAAGAGCAACAGAUAAACUACAAUGGGGAUUUGUAAAUUAAUUUGUGUAAGCAUUUGAAGGGCAACGUGGCCGUUCCUGGGCCUGCUUUUUAUUAGUUUGCUAACCUCUGCUAGAGGGCGAUUGGCUCCCAAGGAGAAAAUGUGUUUAAAAAAGUGGUUUUCUUGAAAGAAGAUCCCUUUGAUCUCCUGUAACUUAAAUUAUGAAUUUAUUUUUAUUUCCUCCUUACAAGGAAGGCUGAGCUAAGCCCUUGGCAAAUGCACAAGCAAAGACUUGCGUGCUUACGGACUGGAUGCUCAGUCAGACCAAAGCACUCUGAGUCAGUGACCUGAUGACAUUCACCUCUCUUAUUGUUUAUAUUCCUAUCUGUAGGAUCUCUCUCUCUCUCGCCCAUUGCAUAGGCUGCUUUAGCGAUCCUAUUUCUCUUUCCCAAGUGUUUCUCCUCUCUUCCUCCCCCUGCCAACCCUUUUGCAGGCAACGUGUCUUGGAUGCAUCUGCUGGUGGCCCGGAAGAUCCAGGAGUCUCCCUCGACCGUUUCAGGCCAGGUUUAUUUCUGCUAUGACGACUCGCCUUACAAGAGCUACGAGGACUUCAACAUGGAGUUUCUGGGCUCCUGCGGCUUCCGCAUGCUGGGCUCCCGGCCGCUGCUGCCUUCCUUCCUCCUGCGGUUCAUGGCGCUGUUCAACGCCUUCCUGCAGUGGCUGCUGAAGCCCCUGUGCAACUACACGCCCAUCCUCAACCCCUACACUCUGACUGUCGUAAGGACCACCUUCACAGUGCAGACCAGCAAGGCCAAGGAGCACUUUGGCUACCAGCCCCUCUACAGCUGGGAGGAGAGCCGGGCCCGCACUGUGAAAUGGCUCCAGGAGAUCGAUGCCCAGAGGGAUGCUGGGAAAUGA